AUGUGUAAUCUUACUACUCAAUGGGCUGUGCCCAGCAACGGGCCUCUGAAUGCUGGAAGUGUCAGAGAGAUAAAUAGCAGAGUGUCCCCCUCGAAAAACAUGAUUAAUACCCCGCCUGGUGACGCUGCUGAAGAUGAAGUGGGAGCAGCUGGCUCAGGCAGCGUAGGCACGCAGGGAGAGGUGGGAGGGGGGAACGGGAGCGAGCGCAACGGAGCAGAGAGGGCAAAGAGUAGGACACACUGGUAGCUAGGGGAAAGGAAGGCAAGGCAAGGGCAAUCUAGGCCAGCAUAGGCAACGGGACCCCUACCUCCCUUCAUUCCCAUGUAUGUAGCCCUUUCUUUCCUUUUUUGUCAUGGUCUAGCACUUAAAUAAUCUUCAGAUACCCUCCUCGUUUUUAUACAUAAACACAUGCAGACUUCAUACCUGCAAAUGAAAGUGAAAGCUCGUCUUUUAAUCACACAAAUCUGACAGGAAAUAAAGGCCUCCAGGAAACUCAUCUCAAUUCAAUUAAAAGCCCAAUAGUUCAAAAUCUUGCCAUUUAUCACAUCCGGAAUAUAGCGGAAAGUCCCACUCAUAUGUGGCACUCAACCAUUUUCAUGAGUGUUUUUAACAUGAGUGUGCACAAUGGUGAGAGUGGCAGGAGGUGAUGAUGGACUACAGAGCUGGCUGCACUCCCUUCAUGCUAAUUUCGUUAUAAAAAAAGAAAAAAAGUGCCUUUUCGUAUUAUUCGGCGACAAAGCUCUGCCAUUCGGACAGCUUUGUGACCACACAUGUAUCUCCAAACACCUCUCAAUUGUUUCUCAGAAGACCAAGUUUUGUCAGUCACUGAAUAUCUUGGGUACAGUGAAGAAGGAGAGCCUCCUUUUCUGAGUGAGGCCUGUUUCUAUGAAAAGAUUUGAAACUCCGAAAACAGAGUACAGAACACAUGGAGUUAUUGGGUCUGUUCUGUUGUGUAAGUAAACAUGUCGAGGGGUGGGCUACUUUUUCAUGGUUCAGGGGCCCCAACCCUCCCCUCACACAAUUAACUUUUCCAGUGUAAUGAGAUGAUUGAUAUGCUGGAAGUGUGUGCUUUAAGGAGAUAUUAAUCAUUCCCUCUGGUAAUUUUAAUCAUGCGUUCCAUCAUCCCCAGCUGCUGAGGAUCACCUUCCUUGCAAACAAAGGGCGGCCACGCCACUUGCAUAGUCAUUCUGUUCUAGUUUAACUUUAUUUUAUGCUGGUUCCUCCCAUCUGUUCGCACAAGCCUCCACAGCCCACGUUGCACGUUGACAAGCUGGGGAAGCAGUGUGUGGGUGGGUGAUUGUAUGAGUGUGUGUGUGUGUGCAUGUAUGUGUGUAAACUUUAGAAACACAGGCAUCUUUGAAAUGGUAAAUCUAAUCCUCCAGGUCCGUGACUAGUUGGUACAUAGCCACCAGCCACCUCCACUAACACGUACAGUAAUGCAUACAAACAGGGGACACAUGCACACACGCUCACACAAACAACAACACAAAAUCAUACAUAUAAGGGCAAACAUACAAAAAACAUGUACACAAACACAUAUACAAACACAAGCGUAUACCACAUGGUGUGGGCAAUAUGUCAGAGCACAGCAUAAUUUGGCAUUUGAACCAGUCACUAUUAUUGGAAGUAUGAAGAAAUGCUGCAGGGGGAGAUUUCUUAGAUGACAAACAACUUGGAAACUCUUUCUCUCCCUCGACUGCCUUGAAAGUCAAAGAGACUUAGAUAUUCCCAAAACACUGAUUAGUUCAUGUUGAGCGCCUCCAUUGUGCUGUACUGUACCUCUGUGUUGUAGUUCCCUGUUUUUACCGCAGGCUAAGGAAGAUUUGGAAGGGUAUUCCACAAUCAAAGGCAUUUCUCCCAUGACUUUUAUUCAGCUGCUGUUUUGUCGCAGUAAUGGCCACAGGGAAGCUUGUAGUGACCCUGAGGUGUUAAAACGAAAAAUGCAACCUUUCUGACGAUACAAAAGCUAAAACCUCUUCUGUGCCAAAUAUGGACUCCAAGCAUUUCCCUUGGCUUGAGUCUAAAAAAUACAUACAGAAAAUAAGCAUUCACAGACAAUAAUGUUUAGAAGGAAUGAAUGGUGCAUAAUGUAAAUAUAAAAAAACCCUGCAAAUCGGUUCUGACUGAACAGUCUUGCUUUUUGUACACAUGGGCUGAUAAACAAACUAUUGCACUUGAACGCAAACCGGCAUCAACUGGAAAAUUCAUCCUGACAAGUGCCAUAAAUGCAUGCUUAAUCAUGUACAAAAUAAGUGACAAGCAGAUGACAGAUAUUCCAUCAUCAAUGCAGAAGUUUGUGAAAGUUAUAAAAGGGGGCUUGUCUGGUUGUGCACAGAUUAGCAGUGCCUGCAUGCAGUCAGAGGCCAAUGCAAAGUAGAUAGGUUAAUCCCCAGGACGAAUUGAUAGGACACAUCCCUAAAUACUCAGAGCUUCACUGCUUCUAAAAAACCCAUUAAUUGUGCCCAAUAUGAAAAAAGUAAUUUAAUUUUACAUGGAGUCCAGCCUCAUCUGUUAUCUGUGGCACACUUCUGCAUAGCACGUAACAGGUAAUGGAGGUUUUCAGGGGCUAUUCCCUACUUAUUGUCUAAUAAUGAUGAAUGAAUAUGCCGGAAAGUGACAGGUGUUUCUCUGCAGAGUGGCAUCUAUUUGCAACUUUCCUGGAAAUCAGUUCUUUUUCACUUGGAGGACAAGAAGCAACUUUAGGAAACACAAGGAUUUACUAGGACAUAAUGUCCCAGGACUGAGGAUAAACCCAAGAUAUCUAAAAAAUAUGUAUACUGAAGAACUACAUUAAACUUUAAGCUUUUACUGCACCAGUACUGGACAAUGACUUCUUCUUCUAGUUUUGAAAAGUCUUUCUUUGAAAAUGUCUUAAAAUUGCCACUUGAGAGGGGUGUAAUAAAUGCUUGGACAGCUAUUAAAACUUGAUAAAAAACAAGGGCUUUUAAAUAAAACAUAAAACAGUUCAAAACAUCUUUUGAUAUAAUAGCAGCAGUUGGUGCCAACAAACUUAAAUAAAGUGUCAUUGAGUGGAGAUCAGUGCCAUCGCUUGAUGAAACCACAGUGAAGUUGAAAUAUACAUCACAAAACCAGCAGGUGUGUUUCCACAGGCCACACAGCACCAGUAUUACUAAAAAAUCGUGUUUUAUUUAAAAUAAGGGCACAGUUUGUGAGAUUCUCAUGCAUUCCACAGCAUCACACAUGAUAUGACUUUAUCUUUAUCGCACAUCUCAAUGGCGUUGAUAGAGCGGAGCUCCUUACAGCAACUGUUUUGUAAGGGGUGCUUUCAAAGAAAAGCAGCCCUCAUUAUUUCCACCUUGCUUUACCCUGGCACUCCUGCUCCACUGCAUGACUAAAAGACAAUUAAUCCUAAUAAUCAGGGCCGUAGCCAUCAUUCCUCAUUCUGGCAGGCCUCUUUUUCCAUAGGGGCACGGAGGGAGUGCCCGAGCCAUGGAUCUCUGCUGCACAGAUGAACCUCUUACAGAUGUUGAGUGAGCAGCACAGUUAAUCGCUUAGCCAUCUUAUGGCCCUCACAUAUGUAUAAAAAUGGAAAAGUGAAGGUGGUGUUUUAUCAUCUCAUGUCUGUCAUGUCUGCUGCUGAGUGUGACGCUGUGCUGUACGUGGUUUAUACUUAGUUUGGUGUUUUAAGCCGUGUCAUUCAGCACUUAGUGGAAUAAUUAGAAACUUAUCAUAGAAAAUAACAGUGUGGGCACCUGUUCACUCUUCCUUUAAACAUGCCUGCACUCGUAAACAUAGCCUUGAUCCAUAUAUUCAAUUAAAACAUGAUCACGUCUGCUGAGGCGAUGACUCUUAAAUUGAGCAGAAAUGUGCACACUUAUGUCAAAAUCGUGCACACUCUUUAGCGAGCAGUGCCAAAGCACAGUGACAACCCUUUCAUAUUGCAGCAGAGAGGCUGUGAUGCAAUGUUUGACUUAUCAGCAUGGGGACCUAAUCUUCUCAAAUUAGUGCCCAAAUGUUUGGUGAGUGCUACAGGCCCAGUGUGUGGAAGCAGAGGGAGUGCUAUGACCGCCGCAGACAGGAGGCCCAGGCAAACAAGCAGAUGCUAAGGGGCUGCUUUAGAUGCGGAUGAAGAAAAUCACCAUCACAAUGCACCAAUUAUGGCAAGUCUCAAAUUCACUAGGCUGGAGCACAGUGUGUUCUCACAGCAUCCCACACAACAAGCUCAUUAGGCCAGCACACAUCCUCCCUCUGAUUUAGGCUGGAGGAAUUAAUGCAACAGCACCUGGUCUCUCCCAGCCAUCCAUCCUGCCAUGUACAGCCGGCCACGCUCAGGUUAUGCAUUAUCUUCUUUAAAAGCGUGAAAUGUGGCCACCCCUGCUCAGUUUUAAGCUACACCUCUCUUUUUCCAGGGUGCUAUGUGAGGGGCAGGCAUAUUAAUCACACUCACAGCCACUAAUGCUAACAAUCAGUCAACACUGUUGGCCAGGCUCUCCAUCUCUGGUGACAGGGAGGUUUGUCCUGAGGCCUGCUGAUUUGUCCUGCUAGGUUUACCUUGAGGACAAAAUAUGUAACACAGGCUGCUUUUUCUUUGUGCAAUCCUCUUCCUCAUUGAGAGAGAAAGAAAAAAAGAAAAUGAUUACACCAUAACUUGAAACUUCAGUUUUAAAAUAAUAACAACAAUCCUUUUUUGGUCCGUAAAAUCACAAUCCAUUUACAUUUAACACAUUAAAUAGCGCACACUCCCAAGCCAAAUCCGGUUUGGGAUAGACUAAUUUGUAAUUGGAGUCAUUUUCUACAACAUGGAUACAACAUAUGUCAAACAGUCAAGUUUUGAUAAACUAACAGCUGGCUGGUUCAACUGAGAGGAAACUGCCUACUGAGCAAGAGUGAUCUCUCCCUGAGUGUCAUCCGCCAGCAGCAUGAGGCAGAACCAGCAUGUUCGGAUUCCUACUGUACACCAAGAAUACGGCUCCUCUUGUCAACUUCACGCUGACAAGUGGAACAUUGACACAAAUUAAUACAAAACCUGCACAAUUAAUUCCAUCCUGAGCCUCAACUUGCUUAAAAAACACACAAAUAAAUGAACAGGAAAUUGUGUGCGUGGAAUGUGUGUGUUUGUAUGAGAGUGCGUCUUCUGGUUGUUAUUUUGUCCCAUUCCCGAAGAAGAAAUGCUAAUUAUUGGGCUUCAGGUAGCGUAAAAUGUACAGCUGUGGUGACUGUCAGUGCUCGGUGGACUAUUGAGCUGGUGUACGUCUUGACAGUGGGUGGUGUCUCUCGCUCUCAUCCCAGGAAUCACCCAGUGGCAUUGCCAUCUUCUGCCAACGUCAAUCAGAUGACUGCUUUCAAAGCACAAGGGAAUCAAGCUGUACCUGCCAUUCUUGAAACUCUUAUGCUGUUUCACUGUCUGUUCAUAAACACUUUUACUGUAUAUAUACAUGGAAGAAAAUGCGAAUCAACCUUUCAGACUUGCUUGAGUCUUGUGUUUCUUUUUUAGAUCAGCUCGUCUUCAUAGCUAGAGUGACAGUUCACGCUCAGUACUUAUAAGGAGUCUGCUAGAGACAGCUGUGUGCUAUGUUCACUUCUUUACAUGACUGUAUGACACAAGUCUCCACUAUUUGUUAACAAAAUGUUUCUUUACACUCCGCACUGAUGUUAAGCCAGAUUGUUGGAUCUUGGGACCAAACUUCAUCGACCAGCUUGACGUCAACUGUGAUUACUUCAUUUAUGAGGAGUUCCAGAUGUUUGAGUCUUCACUCCAGGGGAUUGUUGCAACUAGCACACACAUAAUUUGGACCCAUGUGCUGCUGCAAGGCUUGGCAAAUAAACUCUUAGGGUACAAUUGGAGAGAUGUUAUUAGAAGUGUAUGUAACCAAUAAAUGACUUUUUAAUAGUAAUUACUUGUAUGUUUGCCAUGGGGGAAAAAUGGUUGAAUUUGGCAAUGAAUUGUUUCAGAAGUCUCAACUGUGAGAGUAGUUGAUUGAAACUGGUUCAAUUAUACUAAAUUAAUGCUGUCUACUGUGGAAGACGAGAACAGCUACAGAUUUUCUCUUUUUUUCUAUGCAACGUUAUCUCAUCAUAACAACUUGUUAUCUCAAUAUAACAAAGAUUGUUUUCUCGUGCUAACAUUUUUUUUCGUUAUCUCGACGAAAUGAUCGUUUUCUCGUGAACGGAAAUGGUGUUUUAGCCAACCUAGCAUGCCCUCCAGAGUGGGAUAUUUCCAAAACGCUGCAGCUACCAUGGUCAACAGCAAGCAGCCGGAAAUAAAAACGCAGACGGUAAGCUGCACUUUGUGUUUGUGCAUUACGCUUUUGAAAUGGGAACAUUUAACUGCCAUGGGCGAAUCGGACGACAACAGUAACAAUGGCAGACACAUUUAUAAUUUAUCUUUUAUCUAGAGAAAAACCUCUUUGUUAUGUCAAGAUAACAAGAUAAGUCAUUAUCAAAAGAUAACAGUGCAUUAAAAAAAAAAGAGAAAAACCCUAGGCUACUCUUGUAUUCUGUAGUCUACACUGUGCUAUGGUACAAAUGAUAUUGAUUCUGAGUGACUCCACAAAAGAAUGGCAUCUGAAGCACUAACUUUCUUUUUCCACUUAUUCAUCAGACAUUUCAGAGAAGGUAACAUUGUGAACCCUGGUAUAAGAUCUCUUCCUUUGUAAACUGUUUUGGUCCCAAGUCCCAAAGUGUGUCAUGGGGCUGACCACAGAAGGAAUCAGGAAUGUUUGGUGACAUAACCACCUUCUAGCACAGGACACAGAGGAUCUCCUGGGUGUUUCACUGUGUCUACAGGGAAGUAUCAGUGUCUGAAACCCACUGAACUCAAAGUCUUGAGUAGUGUGAGAACUCAGCUGACACCAUCUUCCUCCGGUAUUGAAUGUUUGCCAACUCAAGCAAAAGGCAACAUGUGACAACCCUGGUCUUGAACCUCAAGGUCUAAAUAGUGUGGUCACCAACUUGUGUAACUCUGCGGAUUUCAAACCACCAAGAGACCAUUUUAAGGAAUUGCUCAUUUUACUGUCACUGACAAAAUAGCUGCACAUUUGGAGUUCAGCACAUUUCAUCCACGUAUUAUCCGUGUGCCUACAGCCCCAUUAUAUCCCUGUUUACUAUUUGACAUGAGAUUUUAGGAGGGAGGGGGCCGAGAUGAAGUUUUUAGCUUCCCAAAAUUCUAUUUGUCACAAUUUUAAAUCUGCCUAGAUAAACCAAAACCCGUUUUUAAAGAGUGAUCGUCUGACUUCAAAGAUGAGUCAGAUGAGUUGCCCUACCUCUCAGUCCAUACUCAGAGGAUGAAGAGUUAAAAAGGGUUGAAAAGGUUCAUUGUGAUAGCCAAUGCAUGAAAAUGUUUACAUGCCGUGAUGUACAGAAGAGGCUAAAGAGCCCCAUUAGUGGUUUUAACCACGAAUCAUAAAACUUUUGUGUUGUUUCACAUCAGUUGUUUCAUAACUCCGGAGUUAUAUAAGUUAGAGUCAAUAAAGUUAUUCUUAUUCCUAUACUGUAUCAUCUCAUGAUAUAUUAUAACCAUCUUAUCAUGUAAUUCCUUAAUCUUCAUCGAUGCGUUUUUAAGACAUGGUAGGACUGCAAGACGCACAAAGUCGCAGUUUUUUUAGUUCACUGAAGACAUACAUUCAUUGAUCGUGUAGUGCAACUACGCUGAGUCACACUUGCCGAGUCAAAGUGCACAACAGGGAGAUGUUAAGGGACAAAAUAAGCUGAAAGAGGGGGAAAAUGUAAAACAGAGCAUAUGUAGUUGAGCAGGGUUGAAACUCACUUGGCUGAUUCCGUUGCCCAAGGGACAGCUAACACUAAAAUGCUCUUUGACCAUGAAAUGGCCCUGCCCGGUAAUGGUGGUUAAUGGCUGUAUGGUGCAGUGGUGCCGAGGCUAGGCAGGAGGGAGACCUAAUAGGGGCAUCCUGCCUGCUCCAGUAGGCUCCAUCCAUUGAAGGAAAGAGGAGAGCUGGGUAAGUAGAGAUGUUUUGCUUGAAAUUAUAAAUGUUCUAUGCUACAGUCAGUAGAGUUCAUGUAUGAUGGGUACAUUUACAGCAUGGUUGAAAAAGAGAGUGUUUGCUGGGUUGAAAAGUGACAAAGAACUAGUAGAAAUGUGUCUCUAUUUGCAUCAAGGGGAGAGCAUUAAAAAAAAUUAUGUCAUAAAUCAAAACUUUUUUGAAGUUUUGAUUUAUGAACUGAGAAAUGUGCCAUUUUUCAUGUAUUCUAAUGUACUUAGCCAAAAUCAUAACCGAUAAGACUGCAACCACACUAUUACACAUAGGUGCACUAUAUAAUGAUUACUCAUUUUCUAAGACAGUUUGACUCCAUGAAAGAUACAUAAAAGAACAAGAAAUGCAAUUUUACUACUCACACGAUUUAUGUACAGAUCAAUGUUUAAAUUUUUUAUAUAAAAACAAACAUAAAAGAACAAGAUCCUACAUGUACAUUAUUAAUUGUACCACAUUUUCUACAAUAUUUUAUGACCUCUUUAUUAUUUCGAACACGUGACACUGGCCUAAAACAGAUCAUGUUUGGUUCAGUUGACCUUUAGAUGAGACCAUAUAUUCUACCCUUUAUCCUUUGACCCUUUGACUCCUGAUCUGCACCUGAUUCAUCGCGAUCCUUGCGACCAGCUAUCAGCCAUCUUGAAGUGACUCUGACUGCUAACGUCCUGCCCUCGUCAGUGCGAGGUUUCACCACUUUGCCCUCAAGCUGAAAUGUUUAAAGAGCAAAACCCAGAGGCAAGAUGUGGGUAUCAAGACCUCAAAGAAGCAGCGGCAUAUCAUGGGCUAACCACGGCCAGAUGAGGUUAAUGUUUGAAAGCCAUCUGGCAGUACAGCAAGUGACAGGACAGAGGUGAUGCAUGUAUUGUGGCCUCAAAGUGUCUCUUUCUAAAGGUCAUUAUUGAGAGUUAAGACAUUGCACCACCAGACCUUUUAUUACAAGAAGCCCCACCUCUAAUAAAUGGACUUCCCGGUACUUCAUAGAGGGACUGAGUAUGAUUUCAAAUAAUAUAUCAAAUUCAGAUUUGAGGAAUAGAAAACACAAGAACCCAAGUAAGACGAUAAAGCCUCUGAGACAUUAAGAAAACUCCUUCAGCUUGUUGCUAAGCUGAUUUAUCUGCCUGUCACUUCAUUAAAGGAAAGUUCUGCACACAAUGUUUGGAGGUUGUUUGCAGGACAAUACUGACAUCUUAGAAAGUGAUAGUGAAUUAACUCAGCUACACGGCAUGCCAAUUACACAAAGUAAUGAAUUUAAAGACAUACAUAACAUCAGGAGUUGUUUCUAAGGAUUUUACUCAGUCUGAGUUGAACACUAUUUAUUCUUUUUAAACGAGCAAAGCAUUGGCUUAUAUGAAAUUAUUAGAUAAUAAGUCAAAUGAUUUCUACCAAAUUCUAUCAGAUUCCAGGGGUGGCAUAGGGCUCUUUUGAAAUCUGAUAAGCCACCUUGGGUGCCACCCCAAAAUCCUCCACUAUAGUUUUCUGGGGCAGGACCUACAGCAUAUUGGAAUCAACUAUUUGGACUGACCACUGACUGUAUGUACAAUUGAUAACAUCACUUCAUCUCUAACGGACUCAGUCAAUGCUAGCAUAUUGUGCUGAUGCAGCCAAGGCAUGCACAGAGGCAUAAACAAUAAAUUAAACUCAUAAUCUGAGAGAAAAAAAAAACGUUAGAUAUAAAACUACAUGGUAAGAACAGAGAAAUUUUUUGACCUGUAUUUUGAUUUUCUUGUUCGACCCCUGGUUCCUUCUGUUAACAUACAGAAGAUGAGAGUAAUACUGCAACCAGCCAGUAGGGAGUGCUCUUAACCUUUUAGCUUCAUAGACAAGGAACACUUAUGGCGCCAAUUUUAAUGUACAAUCUACAGUUGCAAUAGAUUGCUACUAGCUUUCUUUGCAUGUAAAUGUAGCAAAUUUUCUAAUGUACAUGCACAGACAGAUACAGAUACAUCCAAAGUUAAGAUGCUGAGUUUACAUCUGACUGAUUGUGCAGCUAAUCCGGUUUUAAUCCGAUUUGACAAUGAGUCGUGAUAAGACCCUGAGUCAUCAGCCGGGGACUAGACAGCAAGAGAAGCAAAGACAACUGAGGGUUAAGCUGCAAACCUCUUCUGACAAACCCUGUCUGAGAAAGCUUUAGUGGACAAAGUGACAAGUGAAAUAUGGGGUCAUCUAUCAGUCAUUCAUCAAUGAACCCAUCCUGUCAUCAUUUAAAUUUUGAGCACUGGGCAAUAUUAACCUUUCUAACCCUGAGUCGCUCAGGACAGCUUGGCAAUGCCUGAGAGUGACAGGCACAGUAUCAGAGUAACUGUUGGGUGUCACUGUAAUAAAUGCUUCCAGUCACAUAAAGCCAUGGAUGAAAUGGUAGCAGCAUGUUGAUAAGCACUUGAGGAGCUCUUCAUAAAAGUCUUAUCCUAACUGCUUUACACAUCAACGCUUUGGCAACUCUAUGUGGACUAUACAGACAUAAAAUUUAACUACUGUUUUUUUUUAGUGAUGAUAUUUUAAAACAAUUACUAACUUGUGUCUCAUACAACUGCUUGUCCUUCGUGCUCUUGGAGAAAGUUCUGCCAAGAAAAGCUGCCAAGGGCCACGCCAAGGCUCAAGGCUAUUUAAACUAAUCGUUAUGAGUGGAGGGAGAAAUGUGGCCGUAAUGUACAGAGAGUACUUCAGUGACCUCUGCAGACCUAAAAGUUCACUGGUCUUAAGUAAGUAUGAGAUAAAGUUACAUGCAGUGGGAGCUGGGUGAUAUCCGCUUACUGCAAUGCCUUGUGGGAAAAUAUUGUGGUUGACACAAGGUACUGUGACUCCAGCACUAUACAAUAUUAACUACGAUACAUGAUCAGCAGGGUCCAAAUGUAAAUAAUACCUUGAACAUGUUUGGCAUCUGUGUCAAAUAAAAACUGGAAAUCAGUAUUGUCAACUUGAGUCAAAAAUGGAGGCUUCUCUUCUGCAUUUAGCUGGAUUAUAAUCUCUGUUGGUAAAUAACUCCCUUUGGAGAAAGAAAUUAACCCACAUUUCCAUAUCAAAGUGUUAUGCAUUGAGCCAUUUUCCCUGCCCUCCCAUUUGGGCACAUAGAUAGAGAGUGUAAAAGUAGCCUGCAGUGUUAUGCAGGCCAUCUCGGUCGUCUUUCUAACAGAAGCAACUCUCUAACAGAGGGAAUCAGCAGCUUUCUACUGAAGCGAAGAAUGAGAUCACUGGGUUUUCUGUGCAAGGUCAACUUCCAGGCAAGACACAUCAUGUUUAAAAUUCAGUCCUAUCCUCACCGAGCACUUGAAACACACUGUGCCAGCCGGGGAACCUGCUUGCCAUUAUGCAAAGAGGCGGCUGGCUUAAAGUAAAUACGUAAUCUUAAUGAAUGCUGAGAUCUGUGGAGGUGGGAGUGAGGGGAGCCCAAGUCAAGUAGAGAAGGGUCAGAGACGCAGGGUGAAUAAUCCUGUGUGUCAACAAGACACAGCUAGCCUGCUCUGUACCAAUGUAGCUGUGUGUACAGUAAAGUGGGUUUAACACUUUUAACUUAUAUCUUACCUUUUUGGGUUGCAAAAUUAAGGACAUGAAGAUAAUUUCCCAGCUGAAUUUCUUUCUUCUAUCUAAAAACUGGGACAUAAUUUCUCUUCUCAUCACCCGUAGAUAGUAGGUUCACAGGAAAUAAACAGAUGUGAUAAUGCAAGUAGGGAAAAGGAACUGUUGUUUGUAGUUUUUAAGAUGAUAUAUUCAAACUUCAGUUUUACAUUAUUCCAUCUGAAAACAAUUAAAAAUAAGGUCUGUUUCUACUAUAAAAGACCCUUUGCUUGUUUGUUUUAUACAUUGUGACCUAGGUCAUUGGCCCCGACUUGUCUCAGAUGCAUAAAUUUAAAACAAAAGGACAGCCAUUAGAUGACAUGUCACACAAUAUAGAGGUCUUGUUCUGGCCUCUUGCCUGCUGGCUGUGUCCUUUGCUUUGCCCACUUUGCUCUGCGAGACUGCCAGGACAUUGAGCCUGACACAUCAGAACCGCUGCUCUCUUGGUGCCCUCUUUCAUUCGCACUAUCACAGAGUCAAAGCCUGCAGAGACGAAGCUGUCCAGAGACUGAGCCCUGCUGGGUUUGACUGGGCCAAGAUCCGAUCAAGCCUCAAGGAGAGGGUCAUCCUCUUCCCUGACUUCUACUUGCUAUGAUCUCUGAACCGAUUCUAAAAAGGCCUCUGACUUGAUUUGAGCAGACAGUCCCCCUUGAAAGCUGCCUUUGGUUUGGCUUCUGUAGCCUGAGACUGGAAGAGCAGGGUCAGGCUACACACAGGCAGGAGGGAGCUCAAGCAAAGGCAGUGUGAGGAAAAAACAGAGCUCAUAGCCAUGCUCCAGGUGCAGAUGGCACACUGUUUUAUGUGUGGCCUCAAUGGAUUAUGUCAGCCAAGCUACUGGAGGCAUAUAAUAUGGAGAGAUCACACAAAAACAUUGUCAACCAAAAUUCAAAGAUUCAUUAAGAAAGGUCAUUUCCAUGACAGCAAAAGCCUAAUAGACAGCCAAGACUCCUGAAGUCACCACGAGGAUAAAAGCAAGCUGAAUAGAGAAGCUUCAAAAAGAGGAUGGAAAUCAUUAUUCCCCCGCCAUACAAAAAGGUUUGUACAGUAAACUACAGUCCAUUCAGAACCAAUUCUCUCGACAUGGUCCCAUUUACAUAAGGUUUUGAUGGGUAAUGUCAAGAAACAAUGUUCAAAUUGAGUACUUUACUUAAAAUCUAGCUGACAACAAAUAUGUAGGAUUUUUUUAAAGCUUCCAAAGCAAAGAAAUAAAAAGGGAGCUCUGACUCAAAUGUACAAACAGUCUCAUUAUUGUAUCCACUGGUUCAAUUAUUGACUGAAUAAUGCUCUUAUGUGUGCACAUUGUGAUGAUUUGAUCAAGGCCGACACUACCCUUAAGGAGUCGAGGCUGCAGCAACCCUGAAAACCAAUGAGGGUCAAAGGUCAGCAGAGGGGAAGCAAAGAUCCAAGUCUCAUCCUAUUGUGUGACAUGUUUCCUGCGCCUGCUCGCCCCAAAGGCUUAGUGUCAGUGUUAACACUUCAAACACUCAAUAUCUACACAAAACACAAAGGACACAACUGCUUGCCAUCCACAUCGUUUCUUCCAGGAACAGAGAUAUGGAUCCUUCCCAAAGGUCACUGCCUGCUGAAGUUUCAAUGAUUAGGUAAAGCUUUGUUGUUUGACUUUUUUCCUUCAGCAGAAAUAUACUUUAAGGUGCAAAUCGAGUAGUCUUUUCAAUAAUACGGAAUCAAAUUGAACCACAUUUUGUAUGUCAACUUGCAAAUAUAAUAUUCUUGUUCAAUUAUGCUUUACCUUUAAAAUGUAAAGGUGGGUAAUCAAACUCAAAUGUCAGAUAGGAACAAAUAUUUUGCCACGAGGACACGCAGACUACCUUUCUGAUCAUAAGUCAUAUUUACAAAAGUAGUAUGAAUGUUGCUUGCUGUGGAACAACAGCAACAAUGAUUCAAAAAGUUACUAUUAGGACUAUGACACACCUACAUACUCUGCUAGCUCACUUAAGGCAGAAUCCUCCACAGGAACCUUCCUUGCCCUGCCUUUCUUGAACCCGUGAACACUGCGCCUGCGAGCAUUUCUGAUACGCCACCACUGAACCUCAUUUAACAACACGCUCCAGAAUCAGCAUUGUUACCACAGGACUCUCUGUAACCAGAGUCCACCGUCUCUUCUGUUACACAUUUAUGGAAUCAUGCAGCAGAACACAGACAGCGUCAUUGGCUAAUCUCACAAGACCUGUAUCCAAUUUCAAGCAGGCACGGGUGAUUCAAGAAUCAAUCUGGUUAGCUUUCUGUUUUUAGCCUGCUGCUGUUAUACCCUGGGUGCAACUCAAAGAGAUCUCCAGUUUCCCUGGAUUGUGUCCCUGCUCCAAAGGUGGUAAUAAAACACCUUAUUUUAUGGGUCACUGAUUACUCACUGUACCCUGAUGUGUGUGCUGAGCAAGUACACAAAGCAAGAGGACUCUCCAUAUUUACGGUAUCCUUCAGUUUAGCAUUUAUUCUCUUUUUUUCCAGCACCACCGCACAUAAAAAAUAAAGAAAAAUCUUACAAGUGCAGCAGACAAAUAUAUAAUUGUUUGUUCAAGUGUGUUUUGCACAGUAUGAGACCUUCCGAUUGCUGCACCAAGUAGAAUGCACCGCAGGCAGUCUCUUGAGGGAAGGUCUCAUUUUCUGCCUCCCGCCGUGAAAUAUUCAGCCUGGCCUGAAAUAAUAUGGGACUCGUUUCAAGGCUUAGCACUUUUCAAAUAUGCUGGCAAUAAUGGACAGGGCAUCAAAUGAAGCACAGCCUCUCAUAGCAAGAGGAGCAGAGGUUUUGAAUCCCCAGCCAGGGUUUCACAUAACACCAUAGACAGUUGAAGUGCUGUCUGCAUGUACUGUGUCGUGAUUAGUUAUCGGAGGGAUGAGCCUAUGAACUGCCAACAAUUGAAAUUCAUGCAUCCAACAAAUGUAUAUCACAGUAUUAUUUCAGAAUAUAUAUGUUUGGAUGAUGCUGAGCACCAAAUUAUAUUUCCAUAUUUCUAUCCUGCUUUUUGCAUAUCAUCAGUGAAUCUGGAAUUUUAUUCAGCCUUAAAAGGAAAAGAGGAAAAUCAAGAGUGCACCAUAAAUGCAAUGAGAUGGAGUGCAGAAGAAUGUAAUAGGAGGGGGCUUUGGUGAAAGGAUUCAAGGAUUUAACAAUCCCACAUCCUCUCAGCCUGUCCUUCAUCUCUAAUAAUCAAGCUUGGCCACAGAAUAUCCCUCUGGAUGGAAAAAAAAAAAAAAAAAAAACAUGUUGCCGGUCCGCCUCUCACUCAUCUUUAGACUGCCAGUCUUGGGUCUCCCUCUUGAAGUCUUCUGUCACAUUUAUGGCUUCAAACAGCAAGCACGGCCUUUUUUUAACUGACUGCCAUGUCUUUAAAGGGAGAUAUCUUUUUGUAGUAUAUUAGCAUGAGAUGAAGAGCAGCGCGUCUGAUGCAAAGGGAGCCCUGAGAAGGCUGGACCACAGACACUAUGAACUUGUUUGUUGCUGUACACCAAAGGCCAUCAAAAUGAGCUAACCAGUCUCAGCUCAGGUGAACUACUACGACAGGCAACUCCAUAGAAACCCAACAAAUUCACUAACAAUCACGGUGCAUGAAUCUAACAGCCAUAUCUCACAGGUAUCGAGCAAAGUUUGGGAAAAGCUUGGUGUGCUGGUGUGUGAAAGUAUGACAAGCUGCUUUCAUCAGCUCUCAUUUUCAAGUGAGGAGGACUCUCAACAGACAGAAAACCCUCAAAUCCUCUGGUCAAACCUCAUUGACACUUCAGCCUUCAUACUCAAUUAUUUAUAAUUGAUUAAUCUAACAUAGCUAAUCAGCAUAAAACUUUGGCCGUCACCAUUACACACUAGUGGAUUAGGAGAAUGUUUAACAUCAGAUAGCCCCUUUAAAAGAUUUUUAAAAGUGUGUAGAUGGCAGCAUCUAUCUAUCUAUCUAUCUAUCUAUCUAUCUAUCUAAAUAAUAGACUACUCACCUCAAGAAGUGUUGGUGACUUCAAAUACAGGUGUAGAUUUCGUCCCAUGGCUAAAAACCAAAAUACUUUUCGUUCCUAUUAGAAUAUUUCCUUCAGAAUAAAAAUGGCCUAUUUUUUAAUCCUAAAAUCGUAUUUCGUCUUCCAAAACAGAGAGACAACUUUGAGGCUAAAAUAAAUAAAUAAAUGAAAUUAACCAAUGAACACGCUCAAAAUAAAGUUUUGUGUCUUAAAAAACUUGUCAAAGACUUGUAUUUCUUCCAUGCCCGGAAGGCGGCUGUAAAUGAGAGCUGCACCGUGAUGAAGGAUUUCCUGGACCCGGAGCGUCCACUGAGCGGCGCCGCAGCCCGCAACUUCCGCAGAGAGGCUGCAUCCAUCCAGGCAGAGCCAGCCUGGUUGGUGCUUCCUCUCUGCGACACACGCUGCAGGCCAAACCGCUCCCUCACUCUCUCCGUGUUGGGUUACAGUGACAAGGGCCCUGUCUGAACCACGACUUUUAGAAAGAUAAUAUUACAGGUAGGUGCAAGCCACGGACCGUGUCAAUAUCGAUAGACAAAUUAAGCAUUGAAAAACAAGACCGUGACCCAGAAAUUCUCGCUUUAAUCGGGUCACCGUGCUCGUUUUCAGCGCUGAGUGAUAAUGGCACCUCUCACUGUCCUUAGCAUUUGAAGUCCCCUUACCGAAACCUGUAGCUUUUGGGGCAGUGAAAAUUGUCCAGCUGGACGCCUUGUAUUUUCCCCUAUUGGUGCCUUUGUGUGUGUUUUGAGCCUUGUACACCUGCCUGCUGAUAGCUUUCAACGUGUUUUUUUCAUCUAGUUGAAGGUCAGUUCUCUAAUGAGCUGCUGUGUGGAUUUGUAGCAGCAGAGCAAUAACCGAGGAUGGAGCUUGUUUAAUGUGUAUCAGUAAUUCAAUUGUAAAGUAAGUUAAAAUAAUAAAUAAAUAAAAAAGGAAAUUUAAGAAAAAGAAAGAAAACAUUUUUUCCCCUUAUAUUCAUCUACCCUUUAUUCAUUUCUGUAUCAGCCCCACUUUAUUAGGACUACCAUCUUCAACACAGCGCCCCAGUAAGAGCACAUUUCUCUGACCCUUUUGUUAGCCGUGCCAUAUGCUGGAGGACUGUACUGAUUUAACUUGAGUGAAAAUCUUCAGUAAAAAAGGGUAAAUCUCUUACACUUGCUGGGGUUUCUUUAUGUUUCACAUGGGAAGCCAGGGAAGUCCAAGCAGGCUUGUCGGGUGUCCAAAGAAAUGCCGAGAUGCAAGCUGAAAUUUCUCUGAAAUAGGCCGAACAGAGAGCGUUUUGCUCCUACAGGGUUUUUGUUCAGGGUUCCACAGAGAAAGCCCAAUGCAAAGUGGGCCUACAGCCAACUGGGAUGGAUUCUGGGGUGGAACCUAAACAGAUGGGAAAUAGUAUAAAGGUGAACACGAGGUCAAUCUGAGCUUCAGUGAUAAAGCUUUGGGCACUGCUCAUAGCACUGUUUUAAAAGUUGACUUAAGAAAACAGAUUGUGUGGUCAGAAUAAACUCUUAAGACCAUAUUGGAGCAUUUUUUACAGGCUUCUUUUGUCUAGAUUGCCACAGGCGGAAGCAGCAGACACCAAAUGGUCAAAAAAUUGUUAUCAUUAUGUUUGUCUGGAAAUCAGCAGAAUGGGGGUGUUGAUUUCCAGCGGGUGGGUUUUUUCUUUGUCCCUUUUUUGGUUCUAACCCAGAUUUUCAUGUUUUACAGGACCACAGCUGAUCCUUCUCCCAGUACACAAUUGAGAUGGAGGAGGUUAAAGCUCUCUGAACGCAUGGGACCAUAUUGCAGGUAAUUAAUAUGUCAGCUCAAUGAUGAACUUGGUCAAUACAUCUAUCACCACACUUACUUGUAACUGGAGUAGCUCGUGGGAUGCAGAGAGCGCAGACUGGGAGUACAUUUGUCCAUUAGUAAACACUUCAUAGUGUGUGUUGUGAUUGGGGAGGUAGCGGGGCUCCUCUUCGUCCAGUUGCAGUCAUUUUCGCCCGUCACCUCCUCAUUGCUGUAAAAACACUUGCUGUGGUUUGGUAGAUUAACAGAGAGCCCCCUAAUGGAGUAAUUACACCGAGCCAAACAUCUAUUUUUCACCUGUGCUCUGCCAUUAUUCUCUGUCCCCUAUCCACUCCAUUGGAAGUCACUUACUCUCCUUACAAUGAGUUAUCAUUGACUGCCAUUUAGACGUUCUGGAGCAAUUUGUCUUACUGAGGCCACGCGCUGGCCUCAUUGCAAAGAACAAUCAUUCUCCCUCCAAUAUAUAAAACAUUCAUGGGGAAAAGGAAGAGAAAAUGCCUCACAAACAGAUAGUGGAGAGCAGCUAAUAGAUACUAUAAAGGUGACAGACAAGGAAAAUAAUGUAGGAGAUUACUGGAGCGGGAACAAGCCUGCACAACCAGUACAAAGCUUCAGGGACUGAACUGCUGGAGGAAAAAAAAUCCUUCACCAGACAAAUGUGUUAAAUGGGUAGUAUGGCAGCUACUGCUGGUGGUAAUUGCUGUUGCUGCAAACAAAGUAUGAGUCUCAAUUUAAAAUCUUGAUCAUAUUCUUUAAUCUGCAAUUGUAAAUUAUUAGAUUAUCUGCCUUUUUAUUGACUUUUUUUUGUUUUAGAAGUGUUAUUCCUCUAUUCUUUUUAACAACAAACAUUUUAAGUUGGUUCUUCUCUCACUGUAUGAUUGCUAUUGAUUGACCAAGAGCCCUUGAUAUUCACCCUUCGCUUUUCAUGCUUUGGAUCUUUUUCUCCUGUGAAGAAUGUUAAGAGAAGAUCUUUUUCUUGCCCUGGCUUUUGGGUCAUUUUGUGCAGUUGCAGUCUGAUUUAUUUGCCCAAUUAAAAUGAAUAGUAUGGAAGAUUUUUAAAAUGCACUUUUAAAGGAUACAAACUAUGGCAAUCUUGAGGAAAAAAUGCAGAUUUGUGAGUGUAAAUCUAUUGUUUUCUUAGCACUGUGUUGUCCAAAGAGAGACAAUAGUGUAUAAUAUUAUAUUGUAUACUGAAUAUUAUUACUAAUGAUAGAUUACAGCUAUGAGUCUGUUUGACACAGGGCUCCUAAAGUAAGCAUUCACUGUAGAUCUUUUGUACUUUAUUGCCCAGUCAAACACACCUUGGAAAGGGUUAAUCACAAUCUUAACUGAGUGUUUGUUAGAUUAGUCUCCCUCUCCGCUUAACACAAUGACAAAUAACCAUUAUUCUUUUUCUUGCACUGAUAAUCAGGACAACUUAAACAUUUCUUACCAGCCCAAGUGAAACCAUUAAUCCUCAGUGAUACUGCUGAUAAGUGGUGACUUUGGAGUAAUGGCCCUGUCACCUUAAAAAAAAGACCAAAAUUUGAACAAUUAAAACAAGGUGUCCAUUGUAUUUUGUGUUUCCAAUCUCUUUGUGUCAUCAGUAGGGAUCUACUGGCGUUGUUGAACCAUAGAAUGAAAUUAGCCUUUUUUUAUGAUAAACACUGAAGGAAACAGCAUCCAUAUUCAAAAUAAUCACUUUGACAACUUAAAAGCUGUAAAAGAAGUGCCUCGGUCCUAAAAAAGGAGAAAAAAAAAUCAUUUUAGAUGUUAUAUUUUUGUGCUUUUGUGAGCUUCUCUUGAAGGUCAGAGCAGAAAGGGGAACAAAGAAGAUUUUCAUGCAGGAUGUGAUAAAAGAUGUCCAAGGCUACAACACAUGGACCUGACAUGGGUCAGUAGCUACAAAUUGGAUGUGCAGCUAUUUAGUGAAAGAGUUAGUUCAAAAAAAUAAUUAAUUAAUAAUAAUAAAAAAGGUAAAUAGCCCUUUUUAUGUAAUUUUCAGUGAUAGUUUGUGUAUUCAGCGAAAUGGGACUUCCUGCUUGAUAACAAAAACAAGUCGUGUUUAUUAUGGGCUCAAGGGAGUUGAGCUUAAGUUAUGAAGACCUAAGGGCUAAUGUAGAGUUCGAUUGGUGGAUUGAUGGCUUAUGAAAAAUUUGGUAGGUUUUGACCCCGGUUCUAUAAAAGCGGAUAAUAUUUUUUUUUGCAUUUUGCAUCUUUUCCUCCAUGAAACAUAAUGUUAAGUUUCGUGCUUGUGUGGCUUGCUGCCUUCAGUCAAAGCCACAGCCAGACUUUACAUGUACAGCUAGAUGGAUGUAUAGGUGGAUACUGAUAAGUGAUGCAGUUUGCAGUCGCUCACCAUGAAGACUUUUGUCUUAUACCAACUUAAAUGUAAGACGGUAUAAGCAGGAGACAAAAAGACGUCAUAUAUCCCUUGAUACUUUGUUGUUGAUAGCUGUCUUAUCACAAGCUAACUGUUGGUACCAUGAGGAAAUAUUUAAAGACCUCAUGUGGGCUAAUUGAAAAUCUUUCAUUUUAAUAGGUUCCAUAUUUCAUCUUCGCUGUCUCCAGCACUAAUCAGUUGUUGAUGUAACUGCACAAAGGUUUUACUCUAUAACUGACAGGAUGAUAACAAACAUGCAUAAUUGAGAUGUUGAUUGAUUAUAAUUUCAGAUUAUUUGCCCGUUUUCAUUUAAUCACUUCAUGUGUCUUGACAUCAAGGAAGAAAUUGUGUUUUAAUGAAACCAGUCAGGCUGUUUUGUUGAUCUGGUAUUUACCUCUUUGUAAAUGUUCAGGUUGUUCUGAACUUAAAACCACAAUUAUUAGAAUAAGAUAAAAACAAGCUCAUAGGAAGGGAAAUGUGUUCAAGUUGAAGUUAAAGAAAAUCGUAUUCUUGUGUUGCAUCAAGCACAGUCACCAAAAAUAGGAUGCACAUAGUGAGUCAAAGUGCCUAAUUAGCGAGGUGAAUGUUUUUAGAGUAAGCAGGUAACAUACUCCAAACAGAUGGUGCGGAAAAAUGCUUGUAACACCUUUUUUAGACUAAAAGUUAAAAAUGGGAGUAAACCUUUCACAGAAGUUGACUAAUAAUUCAAAUGCCUGAAUAACCAAAGCACUUGCUGGGCAUUCAGAGUGUCUUUGCUGUUAAAGAUUUAAGGGGCUGCUGCUCAUAUAGGGCAACAUGACAGAAGAAAAAUAAGUUUGGUUCAGGAACAUCAGCGUUGGCGUCUAUUCCUGCUGACAUUAUCUGGCUCCAACAACAGAACCAGUUUUAAGACCUACCCCAAAUUGUCCUGGAUGUUGGCCAUUGUUUGGAAUAUGUAGUAUGGUAGUAUUUUGUUUUAUAGUUUUGUCUGUCUACGAUACCAUAUCAUUAUUUUUAUCUUUUAUUGAACAUAUAGUCUUUGGUCCUACAUGCCAAACCCACCUCUCCUUGGCAUCAAUGCUGUCCAAGCCACUUAAAACUCUAUGGCUGUAGCUCUGUUUGGAUCAAAGGGGGUUCAGGGGCCAAAGUUUCAAAUCCCCCAAAGCCCAUUUUGGCUACUCUUUGUUUAGCCCAUUGGCAUUCUGACCCCAUGCUUCUCGGACUUUGAACUCAAAGCUUGGAAAAGCCGUAUCGCUUCUUUAAACACAUUAUCAGUUGGCUAGGUUUUAAGAAUAUCACUAAUCAUCUUAAGGUUUUAGUGCAGUGUGGCAGCAUCGCUCAAGCCUGGGGCCCAUUUACGGACAUAGGCACUAGUUUUCCCUCUAAUACAUGAUAAACCAUAGCAGCAAGUGUUUGUAAGUAUAUGCUCCACAUACUAGAGGAGCUUACAUAUUCUACAAACUGCUGCAAUAAUUUACCAAAAAAUGGAACUGUUUGGACAAAUUAGUUUAAUUCACUCCUUGAUAUUGGAGACCUAACAUGCUGAGUGCACUUUGUGUAACACCUAACACUUGGGAGAUGAGACACACUCACAGCAGCUUCCUCUGUACAACAUUUUAUCAUUAUAUCAGUUUUUAUUACAUCUCAUUUUAGCUCUAAUAUCUUACUUGGCUCUGUGUGUCAGGCUGAGAUUUUUCUCACACAUCAGAGAACGUGUCUUGAAGUUAAAUGUUAACUGUUAAUUCGACAGUUUAACAAAUAGUGAAUGCAUUACUGUCAAGAGACUGGCAUGGAUGUAAUGCACACUCUACAAAAACAACCCAUGGCAGUGGUUUAAAUGGUUGGAAAGACGCUCUACUGUUUAUUUUUACGUAUAAAAAAAUGUAUGAAAAAAAAGAUUUAUCACGCUGAGAUAAAAACCUGGUCAGUCAGACAAUUUCUGAACAUUUUGGUCUGAAAAAUUGUGCACGUACAUGUAAAGAUGUUGUCUUUAUCUUACUGUGCUCUGUGCCAGCAGUGCAACAUGUUUUCCAUUCUCCUGUUUGAUACAUAAUUUAAACUCCUGGUAUUCCUGGUGACGAAAAACAGUCUUCACAACACAUAUGAUGAUCUCUUUGUGCCUGCUUGUUCCCCUCAGCUCCUCUCACACCUCUUGCAGCUCAUCAGACCUCGUACUUAUUAUUUGGCACCUCAAAUCACAUUGUCUUUAUCUGGAAAUAUUUCAGCUGCAUUUCUGCCACUCUAAAGGAAGAUGAAAAUAAAGGAAAAGAAGGCAAAAACACACCUUGUUGUGUGAAUCCUGGAGAAGGCCUUGAACCCUGCCAUUCAUCCCUUUCACUUCAUCAGCUGAGUCUAAUUGCCAGAGAGGACAGGAUACCCAGGGCCCAAUUGUUCCUUAUCCUCUUUGGAGCCUCUGAGGCAUGAAAAGCGAAAGGCCUGCUUUUGAUCUUUUUUUUUUUGUUAGUUUUUUUUUUUCUGUCAUCCCCCUACUAUCCUUUCCCUUAGUGAGACACUCCUUUCACACUGUGCCCCCUUCUUCAACCACCCAAAAUAAUUAUCAAGCUCUGCUUCAUCAAAUAAUGGUAGAUAUUGGGGGUCAUGAUGGGAAGGGCCAGGGGUCUGCAGGGGUGGCCUUCGGACUUGGUGGAGCUCCCAACUCGUCUUAAAGGCAUGCUCCUUAGCUGCAGCUACCUUUUUAUACCUUGACCCCGGUUUUCGUUUGUCUGUCCUAAUGAGACCCUUUCAUGCAGCCAUUGCAAUGGGGGUCUCGCAAUGGCAGGGUUGUGAGGCCAAAGUACAAUGAGGCACAGGGCUGUGUUCAGACAAGGGCGCAUCUGUGCUAUCUUAUUAAGCCUUGGAAAAGAGCUCAUGCGUCUCAACGUCCCAUAGGCACUGAGAGCAGAUCUAUUGACACCUACUUGUCCUCUGUGGUCAACACCUUUGAGUGAGUGGCCGGCACACCCAAGUUCUUGUUAGAAGUAUUUCUUGGCAGGGUAUUUAGUGAGCUAGAGUGCUUAACCCACUUUGGGUGGCCAUGUAGCGCGAGGAUAAAGAAUGCAAUGUAAUGAAAAAUUCCUUGGAACUAGAAAAAUGGUGAGGGAUGUCAAGACUAGUUUGGCAAAAGCAAACAGUUUUAUGUUAAAUAAAGACCACCUUAGUCUUUCUGAUGCUCCUUCUGCACAUGAUUUUCAGAUUGAAAAACACUCUUGAGCUGUUAAAUCAAUUUGAUUCCGUUGCCCCUACUACGUUUGGCAGUUAUUCAGAAACUGGUCAGAAUUUGAAAAAUUAAACUGCCGGUUAAGAUCUUGACAUUUCCGAAAAAAGGAUUACUUUAAAAGAAGAAAUGAGGCUAAAAAUAGCCAACCUGACCACCUUUUAAUGUACAAUAAACUAAAGGGACAGCGUGAUAUACUAUAAGUCGAACAAAAUGACAAACAAAAACACAAGUAGGCAAACAAAAACCUUUAAGCAAUCAUGUUAAGCACGCCUAACAUCUGAGCACUGUGCGAGAACAAAGCAGGGCUCCUGUCAGCACAUCGAUCUGCUCCUGAAGGCACACACAUCCAUAGCUCUCUGAUUGCUCCCUGCCUCUUGCGCCUCUCUCCCCCGCGCCUCUAACUCUCUCUGCUCCGGCUCCUUUCUGAGAAUGUGCUUAUCGAUCUGGCCUACUUCGCUGAAGUUAACUCAGUGAUAAAACCUGACCAAGGGCUUCCAAUGGCCUGAAAGAGUUGGGAGAGCUGUCGAGAAGACAUGAUGAUAAGAGAAAUAAUGCUGGCUGGAGUCAUCACAUGAAGUUAGAAGAGGAUCUGCAUAAAUGUGACAACACCAGUUAAGACUUUUUUUGAAAUGUAACCUGUUAUAGUGUAAUGAUCAGUUUGAUUCACAAUAUCUCACAGCUGUUCGAGCUCUGAUCACACUCAUAAUGUGUGAGGUUGUGAAAAGCAACCUGAUUAUGAAAGAUUGAUUUGAACAUGAAUUAAAUAACUUUAAAAAAGCACUUUUAUGUUUUUUAGAAGAUACAGUAAAUAUUUGCACACCCAACCAGUUUUUUUGUCUUCUCACUUGCUGUUUAUUAAAAAUGGCUGCACCUGUAACAAAUUUUAUUUACAGGAACAGAUUUAGUUAUAAACACUCACAUCCUUUUAUUUUAGUUAGGAUAUGUUUGACUAAAAAGCUCCUGCUGUAUCUCUGACACGUUUUGGACAUUUAUUUUUGCUCUUCAGAUGUUAAAGGCAUCCUCAUAACGCAGGGCUUUAAUUUAAUAAAGAGUAGGCUGAAUAGACAGGGAAUGACAGGGAUGCACAAAGCAGUGUCGGUCUUUUCAUUCAUGUGUGAUUGGAGUUGAGUCAGUCAAAGUAGACAUGAGGCGCUAUGUCUGCUGCACUAAAUUUAAAUGACCAAAAUAAUCACACACAGUGAUUGCAGUAGGGGUGGGAGAAAAAAUCGAUAUAGCAUAGUAUCGCCAUAUUUUGUCUGGUGAUAUAUCGUAUCGUCUUAGUUAACAAGUAUCGAUUUUUUUUUUACUAAUUGCUAAUAUGAAGUCAAAUCUAUGAUAAUGGAAAAAUAAAAUCAACUGUUUGUCCAGUGAGGUUGGCAGAGGUGACAUCAUAGAGCAGGAGAAAGUUGGUACAACAAAUAUAUAUAUAAGGUUUGCAAGAUGUGCAACAAAUAAAAUACUGGACCCUAUUAGAAAAACAGAAAGGGAAGCCAAAUGCUAAAUUAGCUAAACAGUUGAAAAAACUAUAUAAAUCGCGAUAUAUUGUAUCGCAAUACUCACUGUAUUGCAAAAUGUUAAAAAUAACGAUGAUAUCGUAUCGAGGCCCAAGUAUCGUGAUAAUAUCAUAUCUUGGAGUCACUGGUGAUUCCCACCUCUAGAUUGCAGUAUCACACUGGGAAAAAAAGUUGUUUUAGACUAAGUUGUUGCAUUCAUUUGAAUGGGAACCCUAAAUGUAAAAGAAGUUUUAUUUGGCUAUAAGCUGGACAGACUUAAAGGAAAAUACUCGAUUGUCUUCAGCUCUGUACUUCAGAACAAGUCAUUGUUGUUGAACUGUUGUACAGCGGAUUGCACAUCUCCAAUUAUCAACUGCUAUUUGUGAUUUUUAGCGCACAAAGACAUCAAAAUGUCUGUGUGUUUGUAAUAAAAAGUGACUCAUGUUUUGUUUGUCACUGUGUGUAAUUGUGUCUCCAGAGUGUGAUUACAUUGUGUGUCGGUUUGUGUAUAUUUUUUGCAAGUGUGUUGUGCUGUCAUGGUUGUAACAUUCCAUGUGGGAGGGUCUGUUGAUAAGUAAGCCAUCUGUAGUGUUCUGCCGAGCGACAUGUUGUAGAGCGAGAUUUCAGAGUGUGGAGAGACUUGACUUGACAAAUCUUGGCACAUAAUGAGACAGAAGGGAGUAAAGGCAGAAGUCUGUCCAGAGAUAAACAAUUAGAUUUGUCCCUGAGGUAAAGGCCAGGCAAUGCAAGGACUCUCAGACUAACAAAAUCAAUAUGGCUUCCAGUAAGAACACUCAGGGGGAAGAGUGAUGAAGAGGUUAACAUUCAUUUCUCAGAUUAGGACACAUGUACACAAUGAGCAACAAUAAUGCUUUAAAAAUCAAUAUGAUCAUGAAGGCUGCUUGUCAGUAGUGCGUACAUUUGAAAGUAUGCAUCUGAUAUUCAUCUAUCUGUCAAAUGUCAUCGGUCUAAUGAGAGAUGAUAACAUAGAUCAACAGGGAAGCUGAACUGAGCCAGUUUUCUUCAGCAGCCAAUUGUGAGAGGAUCUUUGAGGAGACAGCGUUUGGGAAUGAUACUUUCACACCCACAGAUAAAACCAUAAUGGAGCACGAGCCACAGACAGAGUGGGCAGUCCCUUUGCGUUGCAUCCCCUCUGCCCGGACUUGAAGGUCUAAUCUAACAUCUCACCACUGUUCCCAGCAGGCCUCACAGGGGCAGCACUGCCAGGGCGAAGAGGGUAAGACUGUUGGCUGUAUCGCUCCUGUACAAGCUUCAAAGUAGACAACAAAAAAAGAGAGAGAGGAUGAAUGGUUUUUGGGUUGAAGUGGGGGCGAUCACGACUGCUGUUAGGAAGGGAGGUCUCCUUAGAGACGCUAAGUCGCUGACCAUAAAGGUGCGAGUCUGAGCCAUGGCCAGCCUGUCGCUUCAUCUCCAUGGAGACAGCGGCUUGGCACCCCAGUGGGCUUGUCUCUGCUGUGGCCCUGAGCAGCAAGAGCACUUGGGGAUGUGGCCUGAGCAUCACCUGGGCUCCUAGGGAACCAGGAGGCACUGUUCUGUUGACCCUCGACAACCUGCCAGUCUGUCAUCGGGGCUUGGGAAAUAACACAAGAAAAAUCAGCUGGGGAUUCUAGUGGAGACAUUGUUUACGGGACCAUUGUAUCUUUGGAGGAGGCUCUUUGUUCAGUGGGAAUAAACUAUAAAGAAAGAUGUACUUUUCACAACAUUUCACUUGAUGUUCAAAAAUUCUCUUUAUCACCCCUCAAGUCAAAAUAAUACCAGACUUUCUUAGACUGCACUGUACUUUUGUACUUUGUAAUUUUCUGAUUGGUUCGCCAAAGAAAAACAUCUGGCAGUGGAGGUAAAGGGUACAAGUAAAUUUACAUAAUUAGUCUGCAGUAUUAUCAUACAGAUUGUUGUAUUUCCAACUCAGAUUUUUCUCUGCAAGUGAUAAAACAAUGAAAUCACUGUUUGGAAAUGGCCCACCUCACCACCUCAGUCAAUUUUAUGGUAAAAAAAAAAAAGUUCUUUAUUUAAAACUGUUGCACCUGCUUUUGUACCACAACUAAUCAUGAAAGUGCAAAAAGUACUCUAAUGAAUAUAAAAAAUGAUUUGCUUUGAACUAAUAAUUAUUUUCAUACAUUUUUGAUGGUUAAAUGUGUCGGUUGUUUCUUUAUUUUCUUUAUGAAAAGUUCUUCAAAUAAAAAGAGAGAAAUAAACAUCUAAAACCACAGUUGUCAUCUUUAGAUUUCCUGUUUUUCGAUGAACUAACCCAGGCUGGGUAAUAAUGAAGUGAAGAUUAUAUUGAACCACAGGAAAAGAAUGUGAUCCUUACAUGUUAUAUGGCUAAUUUUUGUAAUGAAAACGCUGAAUCAAUCAUCACAACGGAGGGAAAAAAACACGCAACGUAAAGAUGCACUCCGUCCUCUAAUGUUCAGAGAUGUGGACUCCAAAGUAAUAAAAAAAAUUCAACAUGAUUAGAUAUACAAUCUGGAACAUCAGAGUAAUUCCUGUAUAAUUGUAUAGACUAUUGUUCGCAUCACUGUGAUAAAUUAUUGCCAAAUGGGAUCUCAAAUCUUCCGUAUUGGAGUGUAAAGCAGCCUCAUCCAAACCGUUCCCUGGAGACACUUGUGUUGCUUUAUCUGACAAACCAAUACAGGAGAUUCUGUGGAAAAAUCUGUGCUUUCUUUCUUUCAGCCAAAAAAGAAGGGGGGAUUUUGAAUGGAGUGGUGAUUCUUUAUGCAGAGCCGAGACGCGACACCUUCCAGACGGUGAGAGAUGGCGAGCCCUAAUAAUACUGAGCUGUACAAUGGUUCUGACAGGCGAGCAAUAAAGCAAUCAGGGUCCCAGGCAUUCCAAAUCUCUUUACCGCCCACCCUCUAACAGACUGGGAGAUGGGCGGCUGACCUGUGAGCUGUCAAUCAUGGGGGAUACCUGCUGGAGCCUGAUCAGGGAGAGCUGAGGGCACCAGUCCAUCAGAUCUGUUUUCACACUCCAGACACUAACAUUGCAAGCAUAACCACAGACACAAAAAGCCCCUCCGCCUUGCUCUUAAUUAGGAGAUGUGUGUGUUUUUUUUCCUCUUUUUAGGGGGGAAGGGGGGACUUGUUUGGUUUAAAUGGGGAUGGGAGUGUCUUAGAUAUAGGGGGGAUAGUAAGUGGAAUCCCAGUGAGACAGAGAAUAACCUUUUCCCUUGAUUUGGGAAUCAGGCAUUGAUCUGUCACGCUGUUUUGUACAAGCAAGAGCUCUUUCAGCAUUGCCUCUCAGUGUGUAUUGCUUCUCAGGGUGUGUGCUUACGCGAUACAUGUGUGGGAUGGGUGGUAGGAUUGGGGGGUGGGGGGGGUUGAAGCUUGUUCAUUAGCUGUCUGUAGCCCAUUCCAGCAAAUAGAUCACCAUAAUACUGUGGUUAGUUAAUGGCUUUCUGGUGUUUCCUCUAGAGUCUUCCUGUCUGAGGGCUGACUGCUAAAACUCCUCCACUGGUUUCUCCUCCUUCUCCAAGUGGGGAGUCGUGUGUUCUGCUGCCUAACUCACACAAUUGGCUUCAGCCAGCAGCCAAGUCUGUGAGCAGUCUGGCCACAUGGAUUCACAUUAGAGAAGUAAAAGCAACAUCACAAAUAACAUGCUGAUCUGACAUUCUGUCUCACCGAUGAUGACUGGAAUCAUAUUGGUGCUUCACAGUCCCUAGUUUGUGACAGGAAGCGUUUUCCAAAUAGGGAGCUGUAUUUCUGUGGCAUUUGUGGUAUUGGUUAUGAUAUUUACCCACUCUAAGUAGAUCAUUAAUUAUUCUUCAUACUAGAGAUAUCACAAAAUACAAUAAAUAUGCAUUUUGGUGCACUAAAGCAUCAAACACUGUAGACAGUGCUUAAGAUAUUUGUCUGAAAAAUGUUUAAAAAUCUAUAAAACUUUAACCCAGGACUGUUAAUCGCGGUUGAAUGACAUUAAUUUUACUGUUAAAAGUCAGUCAGGUACUAUACAAUAUUGCUCAGGGCAAACUUGCUGUAGGGUGGAUACAAAGUGACUAAUUUCCCAGCAAAUUUAAGUGGCAAUUUAAAAUUUGACCAACCAGACAGAGAGAAUCACCAGCCAGGCCUUCACGCCUCCUAACAUUAAAGCUGAUCAUCUAGAAAUAAAACUGGGAGAUGAAAUGGCGAUAGCAAGACUACAGGUCUCUCAAAGAGGCUCUCCAGACCAUAUAGAUCCAUAGUUGGCUCAACCUUUUAAAUAACUUAAAGUAACUACAUCAUAUAACUAUAACUAUAUGAUUGCUUUUAGUGGGCAGGGCUUAACCAGAGGCUUUAAAACUUCACUUAAAACAGUAUUUGCCGGCAAGUAAUUUUAAGCUUUUUUUUAUUAGCAGUGAAAGAUGACACGAGUGCGUCUGACUAUGUGAGGUCAAUCACCUUCUGUCACCGAGAGUGUAAAAAAAUGAAAUAAAUUAUCACCAACCAGUAAAAUCAGACUGACCUUCAUUCAGUGAAUGAAUUUUCAGACAUGACUGCCAAAGGUGUGGUGGCCCAGGCUGGAAAUUUACUCUGCCCUUGUAGAAAACAGGGUGUGUGUGUAAAAAUAAGCCAAAAUUUAUACUUGAUGACCAUGGCAAUGGCACAAACAUUUUUCUCCAGUUGGUUUUGCGAACAAAGCUAACGUGCUUUAACAGUUAAGAGAGAAAUUCUCUAUUCCUCUUAAUGCCUUUCCAAUUUGUGAUCUGAGGAUGAGGUUCAUGAAGAAUAUACAUUCAUCUAUCCAACAGUAGUUCUUCAUUUUGUAGAUAAUGCCACAGCUUCUUUUAUUCUGGCCCAUAACACUGAAAGACAGUAUUUUGGGAGUAUCCCAUGGUGGCGAUAAAUACUUGCCUUCAGUUUUACUCUUUUUUUUCUUUAAAAGGUCUUUGAGCAAGGUCAAGCAUCUUACAAGGCUAGAGAAACAAGGCAUUAAAGUUCAGUCAUUAGAUAGAACAAAGACUGAUGGUAGUACUGCAGUUUGGGUUUUAUCUGGGACAUUCACAGAGAUCGCCACUGUCAUAGUAUAACUUCUGUAACAGUAGCACACAACUUAGCUACAAGCCUUUAAAAGCACCAAGAGUAAAUCUCCAGAUGGAGGAUGGAUUCAUUUCUCUUUUGGUUUACAAUAAACCAAAGAAGCAUUUCUUUGUUAGUUUCUUUAAAUUGAUUUUUGGAUGAAUUUGUAGUUUAGACCCCAGGGCUUCAAGACCUCCAGCACGGUCCCCGAAAUCCGGCUCGUUAUUUUAUUUUUUCAAUGUUGGAAAAAAAAAACACACACACAAUAAAACCCCCUAGUUAGUUAGACCUGGAUUUGACCGGUAGAGGGCAGCAUUGCGCUCGGUGGCGUACAGCUUGCCAGAGAAGAAGAAGAAGGGGAAGAAGACGCGUCAGCGAGCGGGGAACGGCUAAUUUGAAACGAUUGAAGCCAGGUACUGCGAUUUUGGAAGCGGGGGUGAAAAACAAGUGGCGUUGGGCUUGGGGCGGAGGAGGCUGAAAAAGAUGGGAAGCCUCACGGUAGCUGGUGCCGAAAACUGAAAGAGCCAGGUGCUUAUUUUUGUGUGCCAUCCGCCUCAAAGCUUACAUACGGCAGUUGUGGGAAAAAGUUUGGUAAAGAUAUUCACAGAUUCGGACUUCCGGGAUCGAUAACUCUGAGGCGAAACGUUGUCUAAACACAAAUGAUGCCUCUUUCACAUCUUAAUAGCACAGACUACUAGCUACAAGAAUCAAAAACAGUUUAUUAAUUUUACAAAAUCAAGCCAUUCUUCGAGCUGGAUGAACAAUACUCUCUUUGCACCGUCGGUCACUGGGCGAGUUUCCAGGGAUCUUCAGCAAAUUACGAUACAAGAGCAUGACGCUCCAAACAAAAAAAUCAAUAGCUCCACUGUUAUACAGUACAGAGACUCCAAAAUCACCACACACACACACCAAGGGACUCUUCAAAGUCAUACUACAACAGCUGUUUUGGGAAAAUGUAUGACAAUACAUUAAUCACAAAAUGAGAGUCAACCAAAUCACUGUGUGAGUGAUCAGGUUUUCAUGCACUUGCUUCCUGUAAGGCUCAAAAAAGCACUGUCGAGAAAAAAUCCUGUUCUGAUUUUAUUUUUUUUUUCCAUUCGGGAAAUGUUUGAGACAAACCGCUCAAUAAGUCACAAUUAGAGAGGGAUGCAUUAGGAGAAUUUACUGUAUAAACCAGACUGAGAAUGUUGUUUACUGAAGGACAGAGAAACACAGAGGUGAUGUUGGUUUUGCUUUGAAAACACACUUUGGGGACUUUUUGUGUUUAUGUUGUCAAGUCAGAGAUUGUAGGUUUAAGGUUUAAAGGUAUCAGGUGGUUGUAAAAGAAGGUUUCCAGAAGAAGACGACUGUGUUUGCUCCUUCAAAACAGUUAAUGCAUCACUACAGAAGCUAUGGUAAUAGUUUGUGUAAUGUAAGAACGGAGUUUUCUGUUAUUGUAAGCCCAGGGUGAGUGCAUCUUAAGUUUUAUUCUCAGGUGUUUUUGUCUGAAGAGAAAGUAGGGGGUAGAGAGUGAGGAGGCAUGCAGCAAAGGGUCAUGGCUGAGUGUCGACCAGCAACUGCUGCAGUGAGGACAGAAAUCAUCUGUGUAGUGUGGUGAGCACCUCUAAGCCAACCAACAGUGCAUGUGUGACAUAUAUUAGAGCUGGACAUAUCUCAUACCAUCACAGAUUUUGGAAUAAAAUGUUCUCUAGAUGGUGUUUUAAUUUUGUCUUAAACUUUUCCACUUUCCCAACAUAAUGCAGGAAGAUUUUCCUGUUGAAAGUGGCAAAUAUUAAAAAGGAAAUUAACAUUUUUAGCCACUAUAAAGUAAAUAUGUGUGAAUAUGUCAUAUACAAUGAAACUAACAUUGAUUUUUUUGUUUGUGAAAAAGUCAUCUAUUGUUCUGUCAGUUUUAAAGUCACUUAAAAAUAAUUAGAAAUACAAUCACUGCAGUUUUUAGUCAUUAUCCAAUCUGUAUCCAAUUACAUGGUCAUAGAUAUAUAGAGAGCUAAGGCUACUAAAGUUCUACCACACUUUCAAGCUGAUUAUUUUCACAGUACUUAAUCUGUUUUUGUAAUACAUGCAUGUGGCUUAAUUGGGAAACUUGUUCAUCAAUCUAAACAAUUAGAAAGAUGAUAGCAUUGUGUUGUUAAGCACAGCAAGAGUUUACUUUUUCUGUACUAAAGUGCAUAAAUGAUACUUGACGAGUGAAAAAGUGCAUUUUUGAGACCCUGCUUUGGAAGUUUUUGUUUUUGAGUGAAUCCAUCAGUCCUCUUCCAGAGAGAGUCUGUGUAAUUUUAUCUGACAGUUCGUGUUUGUGGGGGGGUAGUCUGUGUCUGGGUGCUGUGACUCCUGCUGACAGGUUUUACAGUAAGAAUUCAGAAAUCUUCAAAUCUUGGCCCCUCCCAAACUCCUGGGAUCCCUGCUUUAUGUGCCGAAAAGUAAACGGUCAUUGAUAAAAGAUGAAAGAGUGUAGGUUUUAGGGUGGAUUUGUGCAUCUUUGACAUUGAAUGAUGAGUUCUGCAGAAGUCUCUACUUAAACCGUCCCUCGGUGGUUCUCUGUAGACCCCCAGUCUCCAGUCCACAGAAAGCCUUGUCUCGUUUCUUCCAGAUCUCUGAUGUCAUCUGUCACUGAGAACAUGUAUGUGAUCUUCUGCAGCUGGAAGAAAAGCCCAUGUGCGUUUUGCAUCACCCCCAGUUAUUUUUGGGUCGGUGAGAAGCAGUUUACAGGACCAUUCACGAUCUGAGAUCACACUUCAGUCUGGUUCAGGCUGGAUUUUUUUUCUACCUUUGUUCUGCAAUGUCCUCAAAAACAUGUCUGUUAAACUUUUAUGUCAUUCAGGGUUUAAUGUUUUAACCUGAUGUCAAAACUUUUUGGUUUGGUUACCUGCCUGUGCUUGUUGUGGUUUAUUUGAAACAUAAUAAAUGACAUUUAUAGUGAUGGGAUUCUACAGUUUUUAUAUGGUUUCUCAUUUGUUCACAAUCUGUCAUUUAGAGCAGCAUUUUUUAUGACAUUCCUGAGGUUACUAAUGAGCUUCACACUUUUCAAACCAAAGCAACAGAGUUUCUCAAUUUUAAAUUUGAGCAACCCCUGGAAUUUAUGUGCUUUUACAGCUUUAUGAAAAUCAACAAAUUGAUCAUUUUGGAGAGUUAAGGAGAAAAACUUGUCACACUGGCUGCCCUUUUUGCAAAGUCUGUGCUGAAGAAUUUUGUUCGUUUCCCUGUUUCCCAACUUCAGCAUGAACACAUAGCAAAACAAGCAAACCUGAAAGCUGGCCCCGGUGACUUCUCUCCUUUUAUUGGCAGCUGAUACAUAAACAAGUGCUUGUCCUGGCUGAAAAAAGCAACUGCUGAGGCGUUGCUGAACCUCCAGACCUUUGUGACCAGUGGCGUGUCAUCCCUCACUUUGUCAUGUUUAACUAAAACCAAUCCCCAUUUAAAGCAGCAUCCAUCAGUGUUAGUUGAGAACAAUGACAGAUUGCCUUUCUGCAGUACUCAAAGCAUCUGGAUCCUUUCUCUACUCCCCCUCUUUUAUUUAUGGUAAACAGCCUGAAUAACAGCUGGGCAAUGGGAAUUUACAAGUUAAUCAAUUGUUUGUUAGAAGCCACAGCGAUACUCUAUACCCAACCAUCUGCAAGUUAAUGUUAAUUUACCAUGCUAAUUUUCCCAUAGGCAACAGCUUAUCUAUUGAUUUCUUCAAGAGAGAUUUUCCCAUACUUAACAUUAUGAUAUACUUAAUUUGGCAAGUGACACCUACAUUAAAUAUGUGGGUGUGUUUUAGUAUGUCCGUGGAAAAUGAAGUGUGGAAAAUGUGAACUCAUUUAUGGAAUCAGUUUAAAAAGAAAAAAAACUAAAAAAAAAACUCUGUACCAAAACAAAAUGUAGUGCCAAAGCAAGCAAAAAACAGAAACUCUCAGAGCAGUAACACAGUGGGAUGUCCUGGAAGUCAUAUCUGGUUUCACUCACUGAUGAUGCAUCUAGGUGAUCGCUGUUUAUCCUGCACACUCUGCUUCCUGUUUAAGUGGAGUUGCCUUUGUCUCUCCUUCCAGGUGUUUGUGCCUUUCGGCAGGGUCUUGGUCUUUUGUUCCCUCCUGCUCCCCCUCCGCACUGCAAGACGAUGAGCCUCAGACACAGGUCAGUCACAAGUUUCCCUCUGCUAGCAGUCAGCAGUAUAUUGGCUUCUCCACAAUGAUGGCACGUUCACAAACGCUAUCAACAGAGACAAAUGUCGAAAGACAGUUUUUUGUGUCUAAUUUAAGAGAAAAUCCUUUUUGGAGGCGCGCUAAAAUUGUUCUCACAUUGUCAAGUAUAAACAAAAGAACACACAUACAAAUGCAAAAAUGUGAACAACAUGGAUAUCUACUUCCCUUUGCUCAUGACCCAUUUACCUCAAGAAAUAAGCAGAAUUUGUUUAAUAGGAAGGUAAAAAUUAGAAAAUAGAAAGCAGCACAAUAAAAUACUUCGAAACUAAUAAAUUCACUAUGUAGCGGCAAAAUAUUUGCGAUCAUGUAAAAAUUGAAAAAAUAUUUUCUUAUUAAUUCUUCUUUAUUUGGCCGUGCUAUCAGUCCUGAACUAGAGUUAGGAUAGGGCACCAUUUACAACAGUUCUGUGAGCACUGUUAUUCACCUUUUCCUGUUUCCCGACUGCAGCACAGAAACCACACGCUACUUUAUUUAUAAUCCAACCAACCUCAGAGUGUAACUCUUGCCCCGUACUCUUGCUCGCAUCACACAGUGAGGUCACUUCCCUCUGCACCUCCACCACAGCUCUUGCAUUCCAACAUGGCUCUAGGACAGCAGCCCUGCAAAGCUCUGUACUCCUCAAAUCACAAAGAGGCCCAGAUCAGAGCCGAGCUGGACGCCAGCCAGGAUCUGGGCCCUCACAGCCCAGGCAGCUGGGGGCAGCCUAUAAUAAGUGGGAGACAAUGAGAACUAGCACACCUCCCACGCUUUGCAUGUGGAUGUUGAUCCAGAAUUGAAAUUUAAUGGUUUCAUAGGUUUUCAGUAGACCACACUAAUUAUGAAAAGAUAGGAAAACUAAUGGUGGGUUUGGAGAGUACUCAAGUAUACAUUAAGGGAGGAUACUUUUUUAACAUAACAGUCUUUAAAUUAAAGGAACAAGUUGUUCGCAAUGAAAAAAAAAGAGAUUUUUAAAAGUGCAUUUUUUUCCCCUAAAAUGCCCAAAUACAUACUUGGCUUCUGACACAGCUAAAACUUUAGAGAUGACUAUUUAUUCCGUCAUCUUUGGGCUAAUGAAUGUUUCAGGCUUACUUUAUUUUGUAGAUUUCAAAAUCUGUUCACAGUUUCCUGCAAAAACCUUCCCAGCUGAACCAUUUUUCACCCGUCAUCAAAAACAUGUAUGUACAUAUAUUUCUUCACGUGGGAAAGUCGACAUAUUAAAGGCCUUCUGUUUUAAUGAAUAAUAAUGAACAGUUCACAGUGAUGUAGAAGGCGGUGGUGCUUUAGUGGUCCCUCAUAGCCUCUUAAGCCUCUGGUGAUAAAUCUCACACAGGCUCACUCGUAUAACUAAAACCCAAACCUCAUUCAACUUCACAUCCAUCAGUAUUUGGCUGAAAGCGAUGACAAAGCACUUUCAAUUACACCAGUAACUGACUCUGGAAACAGUUCAUAGCAGGGUCCAGCUUUGAAGACCAGGGGAAAAACACAAGUGGGGGAGGGCAGGAUGGCUGGUAGGGCAUCUGUUUGACUCGCUCCCAAAUAAUAAAAAGGGUGGUGUGACUCAGUGACACAAGGGAUGCCGCCAGCAACGCGAAACCAAGGACAAUUCACCUAUUUUGUGUGCUGUCACCCCUGGAGUCUGAUUUAUGGUCGGGACAUCCUUCCUACGACCUGUUCGUCCAUCAGCCCAGCACUAUAAGGAUACUCCUGUGAUUAGAGGCUGAAGUAUCAAAGCGUCCUUAGGCAGAGCCCUUGUCUAGCACCAGAGGGCCCUGCCAGGCUGAAUGGGAGUGUGGCGGCGGGGAGGAAGAGCGUCGCAGCAGUAGAAGAGUGCUGUUCUUAACCCUGAGCACCAGAGGAGAGAAGAGCUUUUUGAGAAUCCAUCAACUGUAAAUGCUUCGUUCUAUAAUGUUGCUGUUUUCUUUUCCAUUUUUCAUCCCAAUUUGUAAUUAUAUUACGUGGAGUGUGCGCUCUCUAAAAGUUAACACGGCGGUGUUUAAUUGGAGUGAUUUUACUCAUAAUUGCAUGAUCCUCUUUACCACUUUUGGCUUCCACUUUGUUUGAAUAAGCAGGCUAAUUUCAGCAUCCGUACUCAAAAUUAAUCAGUAUAGCAUACUUAAUACUGAAGUUCAAUAAUAAAAAAAAAUGGAGGAAAUGUAAAUCUGUUUUGGUGAGAGUCUUAACCGUCAACAAAAAACAGCAAAACAUCAAAUGCAGCCGUAGAUAAGUGAUGAUCAUUUUUCUCUCUUUUAAAAAGCCUUUAUUACAUAAAUAAAAACAGAGCCUGAUCCUCCAGAGUGCCUGAUCUUUUAAAGCAGCUCUGACUCCAACCCCCCUGAUGAAAGGCCCACACUAACAUCAGGAGUCCAGAGCCUUUACUCUCUAACUUCAGGCAAUUAUGACACAGAGGAGAUCUUUGCCUUCUGCACUCAAAAAGAAGAAGAAAAAAGGCAUGCCUUCUUUCCAAGCUUAGUUGUAAAAAUAAGCUUGCUCUCCUCAAUUGCAGUCACCCCGUGCCCUUUGCAAUAGCAGCAAGGAUGUAUCGGAACAAGCCAUGGGGCAAAACAAAUCACUUGUGAUUUACAGAAUUAUAAAGAUUUUAAUAGCUGCAAUGUUUCUCUCUCAGAUUGGUCUUUAUUUCCAGGAGUCAAAGUUUCCUGGCUGCCCCAGGCUUUUUAAAAGCAGUAAUUGGCCAACAGAGAGACGCAGGAUCUCCCUGAGUGAUUGAGUGUAUUUGUUGCUAUGAACUUGAGGGUAUCACUCGAAAGAUCACAAGUCCAGGUUGUGAGAGCCUGCAACUUAUCAAGCACAAUUCAGUUUGCAGCCGAGGCAGUCAGACUACUUUUCCAUACAGUUUUGUUUAAAGUUUUAACCUUUUAGUGGAGCUCAAUGUUUUUUAUUUAUUUUUUCUAUUUUGCUGGUUAGUUAUGUUUCCAAAUAAUUCAGCACAAACUGAGGGGCUGUGGUUUGUGAACUGAAGACAACCUGGAAUUAAUGCAGAAUAAUCACUGGGAUGAAGGGCAUGACUGUUAUCUUGGCAUCGAAGAGAACAAUGCUGUUUUGAGAUCUUAAAUUGAUUUUUUUUUAAAUGCAAGAAUAAAUAUUUUUUUUCACUUUGUUUUCAACUGGCAAUGACUCAGCAAACCUCUUUUUAAUAUGAAUACAUCCUUUUGUAUGUCAGGGCUGUAAAAGCAACAGUACCGCAGAUGCUUUUCAGGACUCUGUGUGUGGGGGCUUAGUGUUAAUGCUACAGCUGCACGAAAUAUUUUCAAAUAACUACCAUUCAGAAGUAAGAGGUCGUUAACAUUCUUCACCAAGUUUUCUUUGUAUUAAACUUUUAUAAUAAAUUUUUAAAGUCAGGUAUAACACUGUACAAAAAUGUUAAUAUUACAAGCUUCUUCUCUUGACAGAAACUAUGAGCCGUGUGCUAAAAAUUCAUGACAUAUAUCCACAUGUACAUUUACAUUUUUUCUUAUAUUUUAACCAACAAAUGUGGCGUACAACAUGUCUGUUUCUGAGCUCUAAAUUUGACUUCUUAUGCUCUCUUGCUGUAAAAAAACGCACUUCUUACCUGUUGGAAAAAAAUACACUUGGCAAUAGCUAAGCUAUAUUAAGAAAAUCCACCAGGGAGGCAUAAUCGAGUUUGACUCUCUACUGGUGGUCUCCUUGUUAGUGUUGUGAGUGUCAGAACUGACAGUGCAGGUAGCUCAAAUGCCACUUAAGGUUUUAGCUUCAGUGGCUUUUGGAAAGAAAUGACCGUGACCUGUGCAGCUCGAGCCCACAUCCCACACCCUUUCUGCCUGACAGCUGCUCAAUGGCAAGUGUCUGCCAGCAUGCCGAGGGGAACGCUGCCAAGCAGCCGGAGAUGGAGAUGAUUACCACAUCCCUGUCUCCCUCUCAGCCUGCUCGCUGAAAACUGAUACCUACUAACAAACUGCUGUCAACAUGUUAGCGAGGCACAGAGAGUGAGAGCACUAGGAAGUGCUGAGAGAGAAAAGGGAGAAAAAGAGAUGUGUGGGUGAGUCAACGUGAGGAGUCCAAACAAGUUGGGAUUAAUGACAUUGAAACAGGUUUUUUUUUCCCCGUUGUUUUCAGAGCUAACAGUCGUGUGGCACACUUGAAAUAUGCAAUCAACGCUGUGAGAAAAAGUCUGGUGACACCUAAGUAGAGUGAUGAUGAAAUGAUGGAUUUCAGACAGCGCAGUUGCAAGGUCACUAGUUUUCAGGCUACUGUAGCUUAUCAUGCAAAGUUAUGUAUAUCAAUGUUCAGGCAUAAAUACAGCUCCUUUUAAAAAAAAAAACUCUGCUCAAGUUUUACUUUUUAUACUUUAACAAUUAUAAUUUGUGCAAAUUGAAUGACACGCGUCAUGAGUUUUUUCUUUCUAAGUUCUUACAUGUUGAGGAAAAAUGCAAAUUACUGCGGACCUUUACUCCAGUCACUUAAAACUCAGACUUUCCUGCUGGGUAAAAAACAAAUACAGCCCUUCCAGAGAAGUGUUAUAAAUGUCAUUGUUUCUGAAUAAACCCCCCCUACUGUGUCACUUUUUAGUGAAAUAAAAGAAAAAUCACAGCUGACAUACAUUUCUUUAAUUGUUGCAGAGGGGGACAGGAAGCAGCAUGCAGUAGCUUGAAUUAUGGGUAAUUAGAAUAUCGCUGUGUUUAAUUACAAAAGAUUUUGAUUGUCUGAUUUUCAGCAGAAGGCCUUUUUUAACUACUUUUCUUAAUACGCAUUUGUUUUUGAAGAUUGGAAAUGACAAUUAUGAUAAUGUGCAUCCCAGCAUGAAAUACUUUUCCAAGAGCAGAAAACAGGACGGAUGUACUGCAUGUGCAAGUUUUUUUUUUUUUUUAGGGAAACACUGAUUAAAGAAAAUGUAACUAUCUCUUUCUUAUUUUUACAUUAUUUGAAAAUGAAGCUUUCUGAAAAUUAUUUGCUUCAGGUUUAUGAUACAGCUGUGUGAGAAUAUGCAUCGUAAAAGAUGUCACAAUUCCGUUUUUGUGAAGCAAUGUGAGCUGAAAAUAGUCAGGUUACUAUUCCAUAUUUCAAGUAAAGAAUAUCAUAACAUGCAGUCUGCUGAAUUGAAAAAUUGUCAUGGUAUAUAAGAGAACAAAGUUUUUUUUUUUGUGAAUCAUGUCCACUGAGGAAUUACGUCGUUUUUGGGGCUAAAGUUGAUAAAUGCCACCAAAAAAUAAAUAAAAAAAUCAGGGGCAAAAUAAAACCACCUGCAGUAAUUCACUCUGGAACUUUGUUGAGGAAAAGAGAAGUAUUUCUCUAAAAAUCAAUUUUUGAGAAGAGACAAUGGAAACAAACCUAAGUGCUAGUUUGAACCAACCCCACAAGGCUUCCAGGGAAACCACCGAGCCUAAGAAGCACUUUAUUAGCCAGCAGGAGGGAGGGGUCAGGAGGACCAGCCCUAUCAUUGAUUGAGGUUGGAGGAUGCAUCCACAGCUGCACUUUCUCUAAAUUUCUAAGAGUAAAUAUGCACCUUUGAAGUGGGGGGUGCCUAGGAGCACUCCUCUGCACAGAUUGUGUGGGUUUCUGUGGGGAGCUGUAGUUACGGGAAAGAUCAAUGGACAGGGCAUUAGGGGGAAGAGUACACUACACUGUCCAGCCCUCCAGCCUACAGAACAGCUCAGCAGCUCCUACAUGGCCAGUAUUAUUGAGCUCCAGGCAGUUUAAUUCUCCAUGCUGUUUUCUCAGACUGAUAAAUUUCAACCUUUUCCGGCUGCAAAAUAUGUCAGAGGAUAAAACGAUGAAAUAUACUCUGAACUUUAUAUACAGUACAAGUAGAGUUUGCUUCACAUUAGUCCUCUGGUACUUUUUUUUCUUAAAACAUUUGCUUUUCUAGUUUUGAUUCUUAGAAAAUAUCUACAGAAAUACACUUGAAAUGGUGUCUGUCUGUCUGAGCACUUUGUAGCUGGACUCAAACAGAGUCAUCGUUGUGAGCUGCAUUGUUCCUGUUUAAGGUAGAAGUGGUUAUUUUAGGGGUUAUUUCUGCUUAGAUUUUUUAUAUGAUUUUAAUAAUUUUUUUUCUAGUUUGAACAUAAGCAGCUUGCAAAAUUUUAACCUUUGUAAAAUAAAAAUCAAAUAAUAUUUUUGACUGGAAUCCACCUGCGUAAUAACUAACUGGAAAACUUCUCUGUCUACCUCUUAAAGGCACGGAAAAACCCAUAUCCUGCUCCAGUGUGGGGUUGGAUAUAUGUGCUUGUGGCAGGCUGUGAGUGCAUUAUACUGGUGCUAAACAUACUGCCUCCAUAAUGUGGUUUGUAAAGACUAUGGGAAAGGCUUUUGGGGUAGCCACCCGUCCAUAUGAGUCAGAGCUGCUGGCAGAAGAUAGACAGUUUGUGAGUUAGGAUAUUUAAGCCUCAACCCUUUUAUUACGUCUUAAGAGAGAUGUCUCAAAUUUAGUGUGUUUUUAAUUACAAAAGGAAGUCAAAACAGCAGCAGAGUACAGGAAAUAAUGAAAUUAGAGACUGAAUUCACGUUAUUGGCAGUUAGUACGAAGAGUCUUAAUUGAAUUAGUACAUUACUGUAAAUGCUGGGGCUGAGAGGACAGCGUGUAUUAUCUCAGCGGAGUGUCAGGGUGUCGUGCCUCCGCGCUCCCAGGUGUCGCUCGGGUUUGGCUCCACCGGCCUCGGAGAUACAGCCAGAGAGGGUUAGCGUUUACAACCCCUGUCACACUCUACAAAACACUGUGUCACUCAAGCACAGCCUGUGUGGCAGCUCUGGCAUUAAUGGAGACGUUGACAUCUUCCGACAGAGUGUUUAUCUAAUACUAAUGCUAAGCAACCAGAGCCAGUCGUCGCCCCCACACGGAGCCAUCCAACCUCGCCGCAGACCUCGCUGUCUGGAAAUCACACCAGUUUUCCCAUUCAUCCCUCAAGACUUAUAGAAUUCAUAACAAUGGCUUUGCUGCUGCUCCAUGUCAUGUCUGCUUUUUAUCAUUCAGCCAGAUAUUUCUGAACCGCCAUCCAACAGACAGCCUCACCGCUUCACAGGUGUUUUAAGACAAAGUUGAGUAAAUGUAUGACAAAUUGCAGGAAGCAUCACCUGUGUAUGCUGGCGUGAAUCACCAGCUCAGGACCUCCAACAAAAGUUGUUUACAUUUUUCCGCGGCAGUGUUUUUCACUGACAUUUUUUUCCCACUGCAUUCCCUCACACCAACACACAGCCUGUCCUUUCGAGAGAGAGGUUCAAGCUUGUGUUGAGGGGAGAGAUGUAAAAAUCACCAUCCAGUACAAAGACAUCCGUAAAGACUACACUUCUUUGAUUUUAUUCUUACACAGCAAGUACGCAAAUAUUUUCUUACCGUGUUACAUAUUUGCAAAUUGUCAAGAAAUCUCGAGACACAAAAUGGCAAAGAGUAGAUGUUUGUGGUGAAACACAAUGUGCAGUAUAAAAUGCGCAAAAGGCCAUAAAAAUUCCUAUAUAUCCUAUAUGUAUCAGAGACUUAUGAUGGGUUCAUGAGUGUAUGGAGCUAUCUUUAGAGGAUUGAUUUCCCAUACUGCCACGCAGUUGGCUGCAUUUAUAUUCCAUGCCUGUGGCUCUGUGACCCCUGGUUCUCCUUUGAUGUGGCAGGCAGAAGCACAAACCAGGAUGAGGCAGAGAGAGAGAAAGCAGAGGGAAAGCAAAAGGUGAAACAGUCUACAAUGGGAGGAGGGGGUUAGAGAUUUUUCUUGUGGUUGCAGGUUUCUUGGAGGGAUGAGAGGACGGGUUGAGGGAGUGUUAAAAAAGACCAGUAUGAGUUUGCAGCGCGCAGCAAUGAAGCCAUCAUCUGACAGAUCUGUGAGAGUUUGCACUGAGGGCGGGUUGGUGGUGGGUGGGCAGAAAGGAAACUAGGCUGAAGGAAAGGGAUCGGGUGAUGGUGGGGGGUUGGGAGAGGGCACGACGGUGGCGCGAGCUGAUAGAGACGUCAGCGCCGCUUCAGUAAUCUCACGACGGCUGGCCGCGGCAGGGGCCAUGAAGGGGCCCACGAGAGCAGAGGCAUGAUAGAAGAGACCACCCCGACAACACUAGCAGGGGGCCGGGCAGUAUGGACAAAUCAAAGCGGGAAGAAGUAAUUUUUGAGAAAUUACAGAAAUCUCCAUGGAAAUUAGCAUGAAACACUUUCUAAUCUCUUGCUUUUCACCGUGGACGAUAGGGGUCAGUGCUUCAAGUUCUCCAGCCCUUGCUUUCUCUUUCUCUCUCGCCCCAUCCCUAAUUUCAUUAUUCCCUCUUGAUUUUUUUCUCCCUCCUGCUUUUUUAUGUACACUCAUUUUACAGCCUGACACUCCAAAAUACCCGCCUCCCCCCCCAGCUCAUAUUCUUCAACCAUUCAUUUGCUUGAACCCUUUUUCAUUGACCACAAUUAAACGUUUAGAUUUCAAAGGCAAAUCAAGGGAGAGCCAAGCCGUGCCCUCAGAGUGACACAGGAUCAAGCUGUUGGGUGCUUUGGAGCCUCACAUGGGGUGAAUCCCUCAAGAUUUGUCCUCUGCACCCUUCCUUUCGUGCUUGUGGUGUCUGUCAAAGCUCAGGACGCUGUUCAAAUGAAUGGGAGGAGUGCAGCACCCCUGCUUGUGACCAUACGGUUAUUGGUGAUCAACUGCAUUUACGGCAAUACAAUGACAGACUGAGCCUGAGCUCUUAUCAUUACAAUUGCUGUCGAUUCCAACAAUACGGGAUAAAAACCGACCACAGAAGAUGCUUGUGAACAGCGUCACAGAUAUGGAAACCAGAUUUGAAUAUUAUUCUGAGUUUGCGUGAGUCUUUUCACUCUCAAGUUUUUAAAUGAUUUACAUAAAGUCGCCGACACACACACGAUUGAGCAUGAGGAGGUUUCCAGCUGUCCCUAUGCUGCCAGCCCUUUAAGAUAGAAAAUAACCAAGACCCAUAUUCUUUUGAAGCAUAGAAGAAACAUAUUUCUAUUUAGUUCAUGAAAAACAUGCAGCACAGUAAAUUUGGAGAUCAAAUUUGAGUAAAAAUAAAAUUAUUGUAAUUACUUUUCAUCAUUUUAUCAAGAAGAAAACGUGUCGAUACGUGUUUAUCUAUCAAAUAUAAUACAGCUGAAAAAGAGUAAGUUGUAAAAAAAAUUUUAUUCUGUGUCCAAGGCAACGGAAGUGUUGUCCUCUUUCAUGGCCGUGGUCAUAUCAUCAAACAUUGUAUUUAACAGAGCCGCUCCUGCCUCACUGAAGCACUUACACAGAGAGAGAGAGAGAGACAGAGAGAGAGAGACUUUGUUAUUGUGCUACAUGUAAAUUGUUCCUCCUCAUGUGUUUCAAGGCCGGACAGAAUAUUAAACUUUUUUAAGGUAAAAUUAAAAGAGGUACAUUACAAUUCCAGUGUGAAAGAACACAGCUUGAAUAACACAGCAUACUCUCAAACCAAAUAAAGGAUGCAAGUGUGAGAUUUGUCUCACAAAUUCAGGAUGAAUGAGAUAUUUUGUUUUUUGAUUAAUUAUUAGAUGAAUUGUACAUUUAAAAAAAAAUCCUUCACUUCACACCACCACACCAUUGGGAGAAAAAAGGGAAUGAGCUGCCAGAAAAUUCAAUCGAGGCAUUUCCAAAAGAAAGCAGGGUCUCUUGAAGCCUCAGUGCAACAAGAGCCAAUGAAAAAAAUAUAUAAAUUGGGUCAUCUUUGGGCUCUGGUGUACUACAGUUUAUAAAAACAACCAUAUUUAGUUUGUGAAGUAACAAUGCAUCUAAAGUUAACAAAACAUUUUAUUACAUUUUCUGAAGUUUUCAUGCAUUUUCUCACUGAGUUUUUGAGACCUUGUCAUAAAGAGAAAAUACAUUUGUUUCCGUCGUCAUUCUGGCACAUCCCCUGAACUUACGAUGUCAAAUCACUUCUACACGUGUCUGCCUUAUUAAAAAAAAAAGAUGCUCACAAAUUCACUAAUAGGUACAGUAGACAAGAUAGAAAUAAUGGGCAUUAAGGGUGGGAGUGAAAUAGUGGCAUUUGAUAAGCAUUACAUUGUAUGCUGAUUCAUUGGAAAUAGCUAUAGAGUGGUGCUAGUGGGGACUUAAUUAGAGUACUUGCAGACUUGGCACUUUGCAGUGACAAGCUGUAGAAAUGGGUGUAAGAUAUAGAAACCUUUGUAACCUCUAGUUAAACCUUCUCUUCCGUUCUAACAGUUUGCCCUCUAAUUAAGCUCCAGAGUUGGGUUGUCUUGUUUCUUUUUUUUUUUUUCAAACCCUCCACAUACAGCUUUGCUAAUUGCAACCAUAGAAAAUGACAACGUUGUCCAAAAUCGGCAUGUAUGGUUUUCUCAAACAUGUCAACAAGAAUUCCAGAAAUGACCGUCUGUGAAUGCACAUUUGCUGAAUGCACACGAAAGCUUACAGUUAAAUUAAAAUUAUUAUAAAAAUAAUUUAUUAUUUUUAUUUUAUUUCUUUAAGUAAGAAUUUAUGUUUUUUUAUGAAGGUGAUUUGAAGAGUGGGGAUUAGAUUCUAUCAAUGCAGAAUAAGAUGAUAAAACAGCUCCUUAAAUCCUGUCCACCAUAUUGAAUUUCUACAUGUUCAAGCCUUGAAUGUAAAUAAAAGAUAAUUUUUCUGAUGCUGCAUGUCAUGUACUCUGAGGAAAUAUAACAAGGGUACAGGGAUAUAAAGCUUAGGACCUCAUUUAACCUGGAUGGUACAAACAUUUGGCAGGGUCUGAGUGUACCUGCUCCUAGCUGCGGUUCUGCCAGUAAUAGAUAGAUGGCACUGUAUCCAAGGUAGAGCAAAGGGCCACAGACUUCUCUCUCCAUCUCUCAGGGUCUUACUCUCAUUAUCCAUCUGAAAAUUAACCUGUCAAUUUAUCAAUCAACACCAUCUUGAGUUUUCUGCCUCCUGUUUAGCGACUAGCAUUGCAACGCCAACGCACAGAUAACCAGGAGGUAUGUGUUUGUUAGUGUAGUGAAUGAGUGCAUUAUCACUUAAAUGACUACUAUGAAUCACAAUUGCUGCCAGGAGGUUGAUAAGAGGAAAAUACACAGGCAAUUUGAUUUUUAAAGUAUAUAUCUGUUUAUGUAUUCUUUUAUGUGGGGAGAAAAAAAGGUCAAGGCUGGGCUCACUGUGUUUUGGCUUUGUAGCACACAAAAGUCCCAUACAGUGUAAAGCCGGGCGGUUUUCUAAAGACUGAAUUCUUCAUCCCCACCUCACUGAAAAGUAGGAAUUUUGGUGUAAAUCACUAUUGUGCUGAUAACACAAAAUACCAUUUCUGCACAAAAUCUAGUUUAUUAUGUCAGGAAAGACUUGAAGCAAUAAAAAAAUGAAAGCAGAAAAAAGGUGCACACAAAAAAUCCUUUUUAAAAAUAACUACAACACCAACAAUAUUAUCAUUGUUAUUAUUAAUAGUAAUAAUAUUAUUAUUGUAAUGCUCCACAACUUUUUUAAUUUGAUUAAUUUAUGAACAGGAAAAAAAGGCGCAUUAUUGUUGUUGUAAUUAGAGCCUCUGUGAUCUUUAAGUUACCACUUAUUAAAUUUACAACUAUGAGAUUUUUAUUUACACUCAGAUUUUUAAAGGUAUUUGUUUAACUUAAAGGCAUAGUGCAGAAUUCUUAUUGUAAAUACCAAUAUUAUGGUUGAAAUUUGUUUCAAAGUCAUUGCACACACUAUCUGAUUCGUUUCUAUCAAUUCUGGAGUUAAUUUUACAUCUGCUCUCAAAAAUAUCUUAAAGACAAGCGGAUUGAAAUAUGUGUUUGCACGCUCAGCAUGCUACAGAGUUCUAAUAAGCUCUGGGACAUGUCUUUAUCUCUAAAUGGGUUCUAAUGUGAUAAGCUAAACUAGACCCUCAAAAAUCCCUACCAAGUGCAGCCACGGGUGGGGGACCUCAAUCGCUUCAGUUCAGUCUCCUCUUUUCUGGUAUUUUCUUCUUCUCUGUGCAGGUUAUUAGCAGCUACAUGACUGGAUUGCCCGAAAAUGGAAGGGCGCAAACAAAACCAGAUAGGGGUUGUGAAUAGCAGGAGGGACUUCUCUUUUUCCAAUUGUUGUUAAUUGCAAACGGCCUUAUUGUGUUCAGGGGUUGGAAAGGUGGGGGCGCUAGUGAGGAGAAAUGGCGGAGAGUAUUUUAGAGCGCUGACAAAAAAGACGAAAGUAAAAAGAACACAACAUCUGGUAAUUUGUUUCAGCAAGCUUAGCCUAAUGAUGUAAGCAGAUUACUUUCCAACUGAGUAAGAAAGGGCCAUUGGGGGCUCUUUUGUCUUUCUUUUUUUCUUUCUUCGUGCCCCUUUAUAGGUCUUUCUCCCCAUUAAGAUCGAGACAGAAGCCACUGGCAUAUACACAGCAAGUUCAUACUGGUGUCUCUCUCUCGGUGCUCCUCCACACUAUGCGAUAAUUCACAGACUCAAGAGGUGGAUUUUGAUCAAAUCAGAAAAUUUCUGGGGAAACAGCAGGGUCUUAUUUUGCUGGCUAUUUUACAGCCUUUAAAAGGGGAACCACCCCGACAAUCUGUGGCAGAAUGUAAGCCCCUCAAUGCUGUGGGUGUGGGUGCCCCUGGCCCGAUUUGCCCCCUCUCCUCUGAGAGCAGAGAUCAGUGGUAUGCCCAGAUUGAAAGGGAGGGCAGGGACCCGGUGUGAUGAAGGACACUGGCUCCCUGUCAAUGUGUGGAGGAGACUGGAGGAUGAAACACACCAUUAAGACCAAUUUAGAGUGCUGCUCUAAUUUUCAGCAGGACUGAUCGAUCCUGACAGGAGGGCAUCGUACCGCCUGCCAGAUCACUUAAACCACUGCCCCUUGUCUCACGUUGCUUAAUGUCAUGUCAUUGGCUAUCAUUCCCCGUCGAACAGUGAGCUGCCGGGUUUUAUUUCAAUUACUACUUGUAGGAUUACCUUUUAUUUCUUACACAUCAGUAAUCAAUGAGGAUUUUGAUAAUAAUGUCAUAAUGCGAUCACAGUGCUGCAUUCUGUCCUUUUUUCCCUCUUUUCUUAAUCCAAAGUGAAAUCCUCUGAGACCAGCUGUCCUGUUGGUUUAUUGAUUUUUUUCCCUUUGCUCUGUGAACAUCGGACAGAAACUUCACAACCAAGGUACAGAAAAGAGACUAUACCGUACUCAGGGGCUUAUCCAGCAGACAGGUAGUUUACAUGAAAAUAACAACAACAUAUUACGAUACAAAUUAUUUAUAAAACUCUUUUUUUGUACAUGAAUGCUGCUCAGAGUGAGUCGCAGAAUUAAACCAGACACAUAUCCUCAAACCUGACAAAAUAAGAAAACUAGGAAAGCUCAAGCAUUUUCAGCCAGUAAAAAAAAAACUGCAUCAAUGAUAGAACAUAAAAGAGAUUAGACAACCUUGAUAAAAACAACAACAAAAAAGAGAUGCAAAAAUCUCCUCAGUAAUAACAGUCAAAGUGAUAUACCGAAUGUUAUGAAGAUUAAUGAAAAAAAUCUGUCUGGUUGUGUAAAAAUCCAGAUGAUGUUUGUUGUUGUUGUAGGUCCUACGGUAACACACACUCUGCGUUAUUAUUUCAGCUCUUCUUUCUGCCUGCACUGACAUUUUAUAUGCCAUCUAUUUAUUAGUUGGGAUGUUCAUUGCGGCAGCUCAGGUUAAGUAUCUUGCUCAGUGUGUGACUGCAGAUAUUGAACCUGCAGCCCUCUUGUACCAAGUUCAGUUCCCUAACCACAACCAGUUUGCCCCUUUGAAGGAUGAGGUCUCUGGCAGAGUGCUGCUAUGUAUACCACACAGACAGUGAUCUAUUCUGUGUCUCAUAUCAUGUUGCUCCAUGUCACUGACUGAUGUUACCUGCAUCCCCCCACGAUGAUUAGAUCCAUGACUGCGCCUACAGUUCCCUUAUAAAAUCACUUCCUUUCUUUUAACCCUCAAGACGCCAAGUCCUCCAUCUGAGGGAGAGGGGCGAGCCAGGAACGGGUGAGGGAGGAAGAAUGAGUGAAGUUAUUUUAGAGGAUGAUAUUGCUUCAUUGUGUGCUGUCAGUCCAUGCUUGACAAAUGUCUCUCAUCUGAGUUGGUGACAUGCUGCACUGUAUAAACGUGUUACUAGCCGGAGUAUAAGUUAUGUAAGUCAGAAUGCUUUGAGACAUCUACUAAGCACAUUCAUAUGUAAUGGAACAUAAUGUAAUAAAAAUAAUGGAGGCAACAUGGAAGAUUUAUCCCCCAUUGUAAGCGUCCGUGCUCGGCUUUAUUGCAACCUUCCUGACAACACGAGGAAUCUGAAAAUAAAGGGGUGUCCUUAGCUGCUGCAAAGAUUUUUGUCCAUCCCUGUAAUACUUAUACUUCAAUAUCCUUUCUUUCCUCAUCAUGAGGAGCAUCUGCAACAAAAAAGAAGGAAAAGUCUGCAUGCAAAAGCACCAUUUUUCUCUGGGACUGUAGUAGAAAACGGAUAUUUAGAUAAUCAAGAAAUGGUGUUUUAUUUGUCACAAAAUGUAGGAUAAUUCAAAGAAAUAUUUUAUUUUAUUUUUUUGUACAAAUAAUAAAUAUACUGAUAUCCACAAAAAUCAAAGACACACAAAUAUAUGUAUGUGUAUAGACAAAUAGAUGUGUUUUUGUUAUGUGCGUAUACCAGUUGAGCCUAACCCCCCCCCAAUCAUUAUUAUUUUUAUUACAUUUUCAGUGAUAAAGUGCUGUUUUUACUGAGAUGUCAUAAUGUAAGGCUGCAGGACUUUCAAUCCAGCGCAGCUUUUAAUAAAAGGAAGUGAACUACUACUAGCCCGUUGUACAUUUAAUGAUCUGCCCGGUGAGUAUCUUCAGGGGCUGUCUGUGCCACCAGCUGAGGCGUUAAUACAAAUAUAGCAGAUAAUUUGAACUAACCUGUUUUUAAGUGGCUUUCCGGAAAAGUGUGACUGGCAGCUGGGGAAACAUAGCACAAGUAAUUAGGCAUUUGGUGUUAGUGAACCAUCUCGAGAAUUCAUGUUUUAGUAUUUUGAUGGCGGAUUUUUUUAUAUGUACAUAACGAAGUGUAUUUAUUUAUUUAUUUACAGAUGUAAUAAAAUGAAAGAAACAAGUAAUUCUUCCAAAAGAACAUCCCCUCAAAUAAUCUCAUUAGCUUUAGCUGUUUUCUUUCAAAAAAAAAAAGAAAUAGCAGGGCAAUUGAUAAAGUCUUAGCUCCACCUUCGCCGCCUCUCCAUUUUGUAAUCACAGGCAGUUUGGCAGCACAACGUAAUUAGUUUGCACGCCAGAUUUCCCAUGAGUCCCAACCUAGCUCAAAGCCAAUACCCUCCUCAUCAGCAGCCCAGAGACUAAACACCUAGUUUAUCUGUUUCCCUCAAGGCUGUCCAUCCACAGGGGGAGUCGGGGUGCCCUCAAAAACAUUGCCAAUGAGGGCUCCAAUGCCUCGGGCAGAUAUGGGUGAAACUUCAGAUGGCAGAUGGCACAGCAACCAUAUCUUUAAGAUAGAACUGCCAAACAAAAGUGGAACAUCAUAUCCCGGAGCCUUCGUCCCAGGGCUCAGAUUAAAGCAUGAAAUAUAUGUUUAGGAGAGCCACAAAUGUCUUCAUUUCAAAACCUGUAAGUGAUCAAAGUGUCUGAUGUGUGGAGGCAUGCUGCAGGGGAUUUUCAUGUUUUCACCAGUUGACAAUAACAGAGGAAAUGUUUCACAGCUUGUUCAAAUGUCAUCAUUGAUAAACAGGACUGCGGAAGUUGAGUGUCAUUUGUAACAGCAGCUGUCCGCUGUUGAAUUUAGUGCUUUGCUUUACAUCACAUGCACAUCUCAACAUGAUCUGUACAUCUAAUCUUUGUGACUGGAUCCUUUAUUUGCAAUGAAUUGUGAAGGCCACUCUUUUUUUUACUCUCUCUCUCUCUAAGUUAUCAAGUUCACUCUUUGCUAUUGUAUUUGUAGACAUGCAUCCAUCUGAAUUACCUCUGCCAGUCAACAGCAAGAAGUGAUCGGGCAGUUUUCAAUACCACUAGGCCCAUCUGGGAGAAGGACCCUUUUCAUUCGACAUACUUGGCUGCUUGUCGCCUCACCAUAAUGGGCACGCUGAACGAGCUCUGAAGCAAUAGCCAAUUAAAUGCCUUGAAGGGGAUGCCUCGAGGCCCCGCAUGAAAGGCUUCAGGUGUGAAAUGCUUGUUUUUCAAGAGUGCUGCAAAUGUUGGCUGCUUUCAAGUUUGCUAUUGCCCUGCUGGCUUCCCCUCGCAGCCCACCCCGGCAGCCCUUCUCAUGUGGAGGAGGGUAG
Messenger RNA from Xyrichtys novacula (pearly razorfish), 49536 nucleotides. The record is from the annotation of a GenBank genome assembly. Lineage: Eukaryota; Metazoa; Chordata; Actinopteri; Labriformes; Labridae.